GAGCUGUCCAUGACAGAAGUGGGCAGAAAAGCCCUCUGUGCGGGACGUAUACAUGACUCGACGCCAAAAGCGUGAUGGCGCAGGCCCCACUUCCCCUUCGCGCAUGCGCACAGGCGCUGACCGAGACGUACCGGGCAUGAAAUGGAGCUAGUGACAGCGCGCAGGGCAUUCUGGUGAGUGAUGUUCGGAUUGUUGUGUGUACACGGUGCGGCCACUAUCAUUGUGUGAGCUGCUCGGUGAGUACAGGGUGAGCCAUAGCUCCACCCAGACCCCCCAGCCUGGCUACCGGCAGAGCAGGGGGGCUAUGGGGACCAGUGGGGGUGUGCAUGGACCAACUGUUUACAUACAGCUCCUUUCACAUGACUAUUAUUAUUAUUAUCUAUUACUACAUAUAGGGCGCCAACAGAUUCUGUAGCGCUGUACAAUUGCAGGUAGUCUUAUAGCCUUUAUAUUGUGCAAUGCUGCUGUGAAUUCUAUUAUUAAUAUCAGAGUAAGUGAAAUAAUUUGCAUUUACCAGCUAUUUGCACAUUGUCAUUAUUAAAAAAUAAAAUAAAAAACAUUCUGAAGGUUAUAUUGACUAAGAAAGAGAUUUUACAGUCUGUAGGUUAGUGUUGAAAUCUGAUAUAUUUUCUAUUAUUUUCUGUUGCCUUAGUUGUGUUUGUGCCAUUCACUGGCUUGACCUGUUUCUCUGAUCAGGUACCAGUCUGGGUUUUGGUUCUGUUUUGUUUGACAGUUGUUGUUGGGUGACAAUGGAAGGGUCUGCAUUCAGUGGUUGUUUAUAUAAUGGCUUUUCGUUUGUGUCUUUCCUUUUUGCUGCAUGUUUUAUUUGCAUUUUUUUUUUUUUUCACAUGUAGCUGAAAUUGUUGCCAUGUUUGACAGGGAUCGGGUUGCAUUAAAUUGAGUGGUGUGACAUUUUUGCCUUGGUGUUUCAAUAUUCACUAAUUUUGUUUUAUCAUUGUUUUAAAAAAAUAAAUAAAUAAAUAUAACAAGGUUAUUUUACAAAAGGCACAUUAUCAGGCAUUCUUUGGAGACUGCACAUUUCAAGCUAAUGAUAAUAAAGCUAGCCAACUAUAAAACACCUCACAGUGCAAAUCUAAAAAUGUAUCAGUGCUCAUUUGCACGUCAAGCUGGUAACUAUGGGAUAGUUGUGGAAACAUGACUUCUUGAGUUUCUGUAAUAAAAGAGGGUUCGUGGAGCUCAAAGUAGAAGAAUGGUAGAAAAAGUGCAUGAGGGAAAAUAGGAAAAUACCUCUAACCUAUUUACACAAAAAUAGACUGUCACUCUACUGCUACAAUGUCCAUCUGGGAGAAUAAACUGCAGAUUCCUCUUUGUGGCAUCCCGACAAUUGUUCGCUUGCUCUGUAUGUGAAUUCUUCACAAACUCCUUUAGAUACAAAUAAGAAGUGCAGAAGAGGAAUACUACAAAAAGCAACUUGAUUUAAACGUGUUUGCCUAAACAAUAGUGGCUUUAUGAAUUAUACAAACUAUUUAGUUUGUAUCAUUGAUAAAGUCACUAUUUUAUUUUUAAAUAUAUGUUCCAGGAGGGAUAAGCCAAAUGACAAAUGAUUUAGGUAAACUAGAAAAAUGGUCAGAAUUGUGGCAACUGACAUUUGAUGUGGAUAAGUGCAAGAUAAUGCAUCUUGGACGUAAAAACCCAAGGGCAGAGUACAGAAUAUUUGAUAGAGUCCUAACCUCAACAUCUGAGGAAAGGGAUUUAGGGGUGAUUAUUUCUGAUGACUUAAAGGUAGGCAGACAAUGUAAUAGAGCAGCAGGAAAUGCUAGCAGAAUGCUUGGUUGUAUAGGGAGAGGUAUUAGCAGUAGAAAGAGGGAAGUGCUCAUGCCAUUGUACAGAACACUGGUGAGACCUCACUUGGAGUAUUGUACACAGUACUGGAGACCGUAUCUUCAGAAGGAUAUUGAUACCUUAGAGAGGGUUCAGAGAAGGGCUACUAAACUGGUUCAUGGAUUGCGGGAUAAAACUUACCAGGAAAGGUUAAAGGAUCUUAACAUGUAUAGCUUGGAGGAAAGACGAGACAGGGGGGAUAUGAUAGAAACAUUUAAAUAUAUAAAGGGAAUCAACACAGUAAAGGAGGAGACUAUAUUUAAAAGAAGAAAAACUACCACAACAAGAGGACAUAGUCUUAAAUUAGAGGGACAAAGGUUUAAAAAUAAUAUCAGGAAGUAUUACUUUACUGAGAGGGUAGUGGAUGCAUGGAAUAGCCUUCCAGCUGAAGUGGUAGAGGUUAACACAGUAAAGGAGUUUAAGCAUGCGUGGGAUAGGCAUAAGGCUAUAAGAUAACUAUAAGAUAAGACUAGGGACUAAUGAAAGUAUUUAGAAAAUUGGGCAGACUAGAUGGGCCGAAUGUUUCUUAUCUGCCGUCACAUUCUAUGUUUCUAUAUGCUAUAUUUUAAAGAAAUUGUUAGACCAUAGAUGCAUGAACACCAAGACCAUAUUAUAGAGAACACCACAUGCAUAUGUUGUGAAUACAUUGCUUACAAUCAGAUAACGUGUAUAUACUUCAUGUUGUAGGGGACACAAACUGAUGCAAGUAUAUAGCUGGAAACGUGAAAACCUUAGUAUUAUCAGGACAGAAAUGUGUUUUGACCAGAACUGAUAGAAUACUUAAGGAUUUAAAUGUCUAUCCAUGAACAUUACUGCAAGGAAGUUGCUAAUAUAUAUUUUUUGUGUGCUUCAACAGUAUGUAAAUGAAGGGUUCCCAGGUUAGGUUGCAUCAUAUUCCUAAUUAAUAUAUUUUAACAUACCUUCCUCAGUGUUUCUUGUUCUUCCCACUGGUGCCUUCUGGAUUUGUUUUGCAAGUAAAUGGGAAAUUUUCACUUGAGAAGACUUGUUUCACAAGGUUAUCUAAAGGGCAAUAUGGCAGUUGAGGCUAGCUGAACACUAUAGUUGCCCAGACCACAUCAUCUCAAUGAAGUGGUCUUGGUGCAGUGUCCCUGUGCCGCGGGGUCAGAGCGUUGCCACGGGUUACCGUGUCAACGCUCCGCGCAGCACUCAGACCGCGAGACUUACAGUGGAGCUGACCAGAGACGGGAGCUGCAGGAAAGGUAAGUAACAGCUCUCUGCCAGCCCCCUCCUACACAGCCCAUCCACUGGAGAGCCCCCUUCCCUGGCCAUGUAUCAAGCAGGGAGGCCAUGUAUCAAGCAGGGAGGGGAGACGAAUACAAAUUUAAAUAAUAAAAUAUUAAUAAUAUUAAAAAAAAUGAUAAAAAUAUAAUAAUAUAACAAAAAAGUAUUAUAAUAAUAAUUAAAAAUAAAUAAUAAAAAUGCCCACCCCCCACCUAGGCGCUGCACUCACACACACACACGCUGCACUCAUACAUACAUACAUACAUACAUACAUACAUACAUACAUACAUACAUACAUACAUACACUGCAUUCAUUAUAAAAUAUAUAUAUAUAUAUAUAUAUAUAUAUAAAUUUACUAGUAGCUGCUGCAUUUCCCACCCUAGUCUUAUACUUGAGUCAAUACGUUUUCCCAGUUUUUUGGGGUAAAAUUAGGGGUCUCGAUUUUAUGUUCGGGUCGACUUAUACUGGAGUAUAUACGGGUAAUAAACAUUUACCAGCAAUGUUUUUUAGAAAGAUCCCUUACAACUUUACGUAGUGUUUAUGCCACGGCUUAAAAUGUCAAACUCUGUUACUAGCCUGGCGUUAAAACCUGGAGGGUGUGUUGAAAACCCACCAGGGGUGAAAUCGAUCUAACUUGAACAAAAACAAACUCCUACCUGACUGUCGAUGAAACAGCCAGGGAGGUUUCCUUCCUCCUUCCAUUAGCUUCAGGGAGCCAAUAAAAGUGGCAGACACGCUCUACUAGAGGACACCUGCCUUCCCCAACUUGGCAUGUGCGCACAUCCACAGGGCUUCGUUUUACCUGGCUGCAUCCCCCUCCAGUUCCUGUGUCCUCUCUCUGGCUGACCUCCUCACUGCAUGCACGUCUCUGAAUUGAAGGCCUCUCAAUGUGUAGCUUCUGAUUGGUCAUUUUCCCCAGCAAAAUAUGAAAGUCUGGGCCAGGCAGUCAGCAAAAGAUGCAUGCAUGUUUUCGUUGGGAAUCUAUCAACUAAAUAGUGAUUUCUUUUUUUUUUUUUUUUUUUUCGUGGAGUAAUCCUCUUAAUAUUAUAUAUAUUUUUUGUUACUGUAUAAACCGCAGUAUUGACGGCUUUUUGACAUGUUUGUACAACUCUUUGCCAGCAUUGCUCUAAAAGAGAGAGAAUAACCGGUUUUCUUGCAAUAAUAAUGAUUAGCCCCCUUCAGUUGUUUAUGAAACAGAAAAAUGAAAAACCAUAUACCAGUUUUCUGUACUAUAUCUCCUUUCUGCCAGAUAUUCUGACAGUUUGCAGGUUAUAUCAGUAGGACACAUGUGGCAGCUGGAUUGCAUUUGUGUUACGUUUCAAUAAGAUGUUAAGUGCCAUACAAUUACCAUCUUAAAGAUAGAUUUAAAGUCUUUGCCAAUGAAUACAGCUAUCAUACGUUUUCUCAUUAAGUAGUCUCUGUUGGCGCUGCCUGCGCCAUGUGAUCAGUUUUCCAUGCUUUUCAAUGAGCUAUCCCUGCGUGCCUACCAUUUUCCUUAGCUCCACUGAAAACAACACUUUUGUAAUUAUCACAAAUAUGACUGAUUCCAGACACAUAAGUACUUCAGCAAGCUGCAGUGUUCCUUUAAGAUCUUUCCACAUAAAAACUUGCAUAUUUGCUGCUGAGCGUGCCCAAAUAUAGUUCUCUUUGUGCCUAGUCUGAAAUAAAUGGCUCAUUUUCAUUUCUUGAGUAGAUUGUGUGGCUGUUUAAUCCAGUAACUAAGUGACUGACCCACUUAAUGGCUCCAUUACAUUUAUAAAUACCAGACAAGUUCACCAGGCAGCAAUUAGCAACUCCCAUUAUAGGCCAAGGUUGCUGAGCUGCUUGACAUGCGUAACAAUGCAUUUAUUUUUAUUGUUUAUAUGUCUCCAUCUAACCAAGAGUGCACAACAUGUUUUAAAUUUCAAGUUAGUUUUGGGGGGGGUUUCUAGCCCUGCAUGAGCAGGUAACUGCUGAAUGUAGUUGUCCAAAGUUCCAUGUAUAUGUAGGCAUUUAUUAACCACAAGUAGCACCUUAGCCAAUGGACAAUGCUUCUAAGGGACAAUUUGUAUUCCAUAAUAAUGUAGGGGGUCACAUUUCCUGCUCACAUAGUGGAGAAUACUUUUAACUGCAUGUAUAAAAUAAUAAUAAUAAUAAUAAUGUUCUGUGUUGCCAGUUAAUGCUGAUGUUUUGUGUAUAGGAUUGGACCUAUUAAUUUACAUUAAAAAAUGUUUAUAAAAAAACUUUUAUAUGCAUAUAAUUCUAGAACAUAUGCCAAUCCAUAAAAGGUUAUUAGUAAAAUAAUGUAGAUAUAAACUGAUAACAUGGUUUUUCUAGUAUUUUAUUUUCUAAUUUGACUUUCAGCUGCACUUAGGUAAUCUUAAAGGAGCAGUCCUAGCUUUUUGUCUGAGCUAAAAAAACAAAACAGUAGUAAUAAACAGAAAUUGACCAAGGUUAAAAAAAAAAAAAAAGCAAAAACCUUUUAUCCCAACAUAAGUUAAAGGAACUCCUGAUCCUAUAGUGUUGAAAACACUAUCUAGACCCCUUGCGCCCCUAAUUAUAAUUAAAUCAUACUGAUCUGCCUCCUUGGUUGACAGAAGUGAUGAUCUAAGCCUAUCACAAUGCUUUCACAUUGGAAAGCAUUGGAUUGGCUAAGACUGUCAGUUCUGAUGAUCUUAGCCAAGGAGGUGAGCUGGGGUGGAACCAUAUGCCACCCUAGCCAAUCAGCAUCUCCUCAUAGAGAUGCUUUGAACCCAGAAAGGUUCAGUGUCUCCAUGCAGAGGGUUAAGAUACUGUAUGUCAGUGCUGCACACUAGUAGCAUCUGAGAACUGGACAUUGGAGGUGUCCCAUGGGCUGUAAUGUAGACACUGCCUUUUCUCAAAAAAGACCGUGUUUACAGCAAAAAGCCUGUAGGGACUGACUACACUCAGCAGAACAACUACAAUAAGCUGUAGUUCUUGUGACUAUAUUGUCCCUUUAAGUAAUAAUUCUAAAAAUAAAAACUGAACAUGUUCACUUAUAUGUGCAGUAUAUUUUGGCUUGAUAAGUUUCAUAUGAAGAUGUCCCCCAGAGCCGAAACGUCUGGGUUUUUAUUUCUCCUGCUCUUGGUCAGUAUACCUUUUUUUUUUUUUUUUUUUUUUUUUUAAAUGGGUGAUUGCAUAUAGUUCUUUAUAACUGUGGUUUUUGGUACUAAUAAUGGGUUAUGCACUAUACUAUACACUUUCCUUCUGUUAAAGGACCACUAUAGUGCCAGGAAAACAUACUUGUUUUCCUGGCUCUAUAGGGUCUUUAGGUCUCCCCUCCCGCCGGGCUCUAGGUGGUGGAAGGGGUUAAAUUUACCUCUUUUUCCAGCGCAGGGAGGGGGAUUCUCCUCUUCCUUCUCGUCGUCAUUGGCUGAAUGCGCGGCACGAGGCGCGAGCGUGCAUACAGCCAGUCCUAGGAAAGCAUUCUCAAUGCUUUCCUAUGGACGCUGGCAUCUUCUCACUGUGAAAAUCACAGCGAGAAGCGCGGAAGCGCCUCUAGUGGCUGUCAAUGAGACAGCCACUAGAGGCUGGAUUAACCCUAAAGUAAACAUAGCAGUUUCUCUGAAACUGCUAUGUUUAUAGAAGAAAGGGUUAAUCCUAGCUGGACCUUGGGAUUAUUGUUAUUUCAAUUAAGUUUCAUAUGAAGACCUGACAAUCUGAGAUCUAACCUUGAUACCCAGACAAACAGGCUCCAUUUUGUUUAAAAAACAAAGUACCGAAUGAAAAUCAAUAUAGUUGCAAACGAAAAAUAAUUACAGUAAAGUGCUUCUGUAGCCAUAGAUUUUUAUUUAAUUUUUAUUCUAUUGGUAGAAUGUUUACUAAACUUGAUUAUAUUGUAGUGACUACUUAAUGAAAUACUUACUGAUUUACUGACAUUCUGAAGCAAUUAAAAGAUAUACAAAGUGAUCACUUUAUCUUUUGUUAGCACUAAUCUUUGGUUAAAAAAAAAAAAAAAAGACUAUGAAAGUAUAUCUCUCUUCCCCCUCUGAUGCCGCCAUGCUUCAGAGGGGCAGGGUGUCUGGACAGAAAAUCCAAAGACUAACAUAACCAUGUCAGUUUAAAUACAAUGCUUGAUCUUCUUGUUGCUUAAAUUCACUUGAUGGUAAUCUGGUGUGGUAUCUAAUAGUGAUCUUAUUUGCCAACUCUGACCUGUAAGAGUUUGGUGUCCUUGUAAUACCAGUAUACUAAAUAGAUUUGCAAAAUGAACUUAAAGGGACACUAUAGGCACCCAGCUAAUUGAAGUGGUCUGGGUGCAUUGUCUCAGUCCCUCUUAGUCCUGCAAUAUAAAUUAAUUGGAGUUUUAGAAUAAUUACAUUGCAGGUCUAAGACUGCCUCUAGCGGCUGUCAAUCAGACAGCCACUAGACACACUUCCUGGUGGUUAAGCGACUUUUAGUCACUUAACUGAUGCUGAACGUCCUCACGGUCUGCAUGAGGACCUCCAGCGUCAGUAAAAACCCCAUUUGAAAGCACUGAAGAAAUGAUUUUCUAUGGGGAAGGCCUAAUGUUCUUGCAGCGCAUGCUCAUUAGCCCUGUUCACCACGUUGAAGGAGGUAAAGCGCCGAAGGAAGAUCCCUGCUAGAAUCAGGCAAAUAAAGGCUUUUAAAAACCCUUUUUUAAUGCGGGGGGGAUCUGUCUUUUGUAAUGAAUACAACUUUGUUUUCCUUACAUUGUAGAAUCCCUUUAAAACUUAAACUUUACCUUCCUGUUAUCUUUUUAGAUUCAGUUAAAAAGAAAAGAUAAACUUACCUUUUCAAACAGCAGAGUGCCAGUUUUCCACCUGGCCACUACCACUCCUUUAUGUGAGCUAAUAAGACCGAUUGUCUCGGACAAUCCAAUGCUUUUCAACAUAGAAUCACUGAGGGACAUAGAGCAUGUUCGGCAAUUACAGCGCAACAUUACAAUGACGCAGAAUGUGAAAACUGUAAAUUUGUUUACACUCUUCACUAGAAAGUAUGUAUUGUAGCUGUUUAAAAAAACUAAACAAAACAAAGGCAUGCUGAUUGACAAAUGUAAACAUUAUUCACAGCUAUGCUUACAUUUGUCAUCCAGGCAUCAAGACAAUUACAGUAAGCUCUAUCGACUAGAUACAAAUCUCAUGGGUGAAUUUAGAAUCUGUAAGAUUCUAUUAACCUGCAAAUAUGCAGAGCAAUAAACUUUGUCAGAUGGUCUCAACACCACAGCAUGAAUCAGGCAUUUUGCACAAUGCGUACAUUUAUUUUAAUUGUUUUAACCUGUGGGAUAGGCAUAAGGCUAUCCUAACUAUAAGUUAAGACUAGGGACUAAUGAAAGUAUUUAGACAAUUGGGCAGACUAGAUGGGCCGAAUGGUUCUUAUCUGCCGUCACAUUCUAUGUUUCUAUGUAACCCACCUUCAUUGAUAAACAGUACUAAGGCAGGUCUUCAAUCACAGUGUUGCUGAUAAUGAUAAAAAACCUAUUUCAAUAACUAUUUGUAAUACUCCUCAAACUUCAUAAUGGAACCCUAUACAUGUAGCAUUUGCUUACCCAAAGACCCUAAACAAUAUUUAUAAACCUGUCGGCUAUCUUUUCUCUGUUCAAUCAAAGAUAAGGAGAGGAAUUCCCAGUGAACAAGUGGAGAGAUUACUUCCUCCCCCUCUCUUUAACCUACCUGCUUUAGACAUAUGUGCAUCAGGGCUCUGAGAGGGCACUUAAAGGUGAGUAUGUAUCAACUUAAGCUUAAUGUAGUGGUUUGGUGUCUAUAGCAUGUACCUGCAGUGUUCGCACUGGAAACAUUGUAUUUUCAGAGAAAAGGCCAUGUUUACAUUACUGCCUGGAAACAGUCACUUAGACGGCCACUAGAGGUGUUUCAUUGGCACAAUGUGCAGCACUGGCAUUCGGUGUCUCCAUGCUCUGCAUGGAGGCUCUGAACGUUCCCAAUAAAGAUGUACUGAUUCAAUGCAUCUCUAUAAUGAGAUGUUGAUUGGCGCAGCAAGGCAUUUUGCCAUGCAUGUUCAAUAGUCUCCCAAUUCUUUCCUAUUGGAAAGCAUUGGAUUGGCUGAAAUUGAUGAUUUCAGCCAUGCAGGCAGUGCCAGCAAAGAACAGGUAAAUAAAAUCACCUUUCAUCUCCAGAGAGAGGGGGCCAGGGACCUAAUGCUGCAUUCUAACACUAUAUUGUCAGGAAUAUAUAUUUAUUUUCCUGACAUGAUAAUGUUCCUUUAAAGACAGAAUUUAACACUGCGAGUAGCGUAGUCAAGGUCACAGAUCCAGACAUUUUGUUCUUGGCAAACACUUUAUAAAGAAUUUGUUUGCUCACUUUUCAACUAGAUAAUCAGAGAUCACACUUGGUGGAUAUUAAAUUAAGAGAAGAUACAUGGCAAGUGUUUAGAGGGGUUAUUUAUAGUUUAUACAUUUUGCAAGGACUUUAAAAUUUUGAAAUAAAAGCAUUGGCACAACAAAAAUAGAAGUGACAGCCAGACUGGAGUGUAGGCAUUGAAAGGUUAAAUGAACACUCUAAAUCUCUAAAGAGGGUUGAGUGGAGCUGUAGCAAGAAGAUGACAUUAAUAUCCUAUAAGGUGGUCUCGCAGGACCAACCCGGAAACCAUAUGAGAUCCUCAAGGACAUUAUCUUGGAAGCAGUUGCACCUCUAGCUUAAUGGGCACCAGAGAGAUAUCAAUCCCAGUCUUCUGUAAUGUCCACUUAAGCCAACUUGGGAUUGGAAUCCAAAAUAAAAAGGGGGGCAGGUUAUAAUGGAGGUCUUCGACUGCACAUAUUCAUGCAAGCAAGUCACAGGAUACAGAUCUGGACAAGUCUGGAAAGUAUAACAGACAGAUUUGAUAGACGUUUAGUGAUAAUGGGGCCAGAGUGAGGACAUAUUCUGGAAUCCUCUCUUAUUACAGCCAGCCAUCCACCUGCCCGCCUCCACUCUCCCUCAGACAGCCGAUCACCAUGGAGCUGACGAAUCCCAAGUGCCAGUACAAAAUUCAUAGUCUUUGUGGCAACCUGGCUCCUGGGAUUUGUCAAGCCCUGGUUUGUGGAGCAAGGAUUUCAAGGUGUUGCCUUGGCUUCAAAAUUCUCUAGAUUUCAAUCCUUAUGAGCAUCCGUAGGACGUGCUGGAACAACAAAUCCGAUCCAUGGAGUCAUCGAUGCAUCAAAGCUGUUUUGACAGCAUGAGGGGGACCUACACAAAAUAAGGCAGGUGGUAGUGGCAGAUCAUUGCAUACGUAGUUACUGGGAUAUGCUAUUAAGUAAAAGUGAAUUUUCUGUUUUACCUUAUUUUGUGUACUAAACCCAUUGUUCGUACCUGAUAUACAUGGUCGAAAAUCAAAUUAAUCAUCCGCUUAGAUUGUUUUACCGCUUUUAAAGGGAUUAUCAAGUGCCAGGAAAACAAAGCAGUUUUCCUGGCACUGUAGAAUUCUGGAGUGCACCCCCCAACCCAUGUCACUGUUUAGACACUAACCUAACACUUACCUGACCCAGCACAUGUCCCUCGGCGAUGGGUCAGGCUCCGCCCAUGCAAAUAGCCUUGUGCGCAUUAGACCUCCCCAUCGUAAAGCAUUAAGGUCCGUGAGGACGUCCAGCGUCAGAUAACGGACCAAAAGUCCGAUUUUUCAUUCUGGAAGCCCUCUAGUUGCUGGUAGACAGCCACUGAGGGCAGACUUGUGCUGCAAUGUAAACAUUGCAAUUCUCUAGAACUACGUUGUACAUUGCAGCACUGGGUACAAAAGGGACACAGCACCUAGACUACUUCAAUGAGCUGAAGUAGUCUGGGUGCCUACAGUGUCCCUUUAAAAAAUAGAAUAAAAUAAGAAUAAAAUUGUGCAAGUAUUUUUACACAAAAUUACCAUUUUAUUCUUUUUUUCGUUUAUAUAUCUAUAUUUUAAUUAUUAAUUUGGUUGGAUUGUGCAGAAACUGCAAGUUUAUUUUGGUUUUCUCUACAAUUGAAAAUCAGUAUUCAUUGUUCCGAAUCUGUGCAGCAAUUAGAACUGUUUUUAAUAAAAAUGGGAAUCCGCUGAACUGAGCAGAAAAUGGAAAAACUUUCCAGUGAACGUUUUCAGUUAAAACCUAAAUGACUUGACUUUCUGCUGCCAAGCGUUUCCACUAUUUUUAAUGUGUGUACAUAACAUCCCAAAAUGCAAGAUGUGCCCCUUUUGUGACUUCUACAUGUAGUUUUGGGGUCUUGUAUCUUGACACAGCAGAAUAGUUAAAUUAAGUAUUUAAAGUAAAAAAUGACACCAUCAUGGCCGACUGCUGUGUUUCAUGUGAGCUCCUCGCAUAAUCUGAGUAAUCCAUACAUUUAAAGCGAAGUGGCAUCCCAGAGAACUACCCAAUUGACUACUAACUGGACUCUGACUAUUGGGAAGCCCCUUUCUGGAGUCACACUUUCUAGCCUGUGGCCUAACAAAGCUACUGAGGCCUGCUCACCCGGCGUGGACCAUGGAGGGGAGAAAUGGCGAUCUUCCAGCCUGGGACUGCAGGUGUGAAGCAGCUGCCCCGUCUUUACCCCUCUUUCUCCCCCCUCUGGACUGGUGGAGAAUAUGCCGGUCCCUACUGGGGGAAAAGCCAUCAAGCACUCCUAGCACUACUGUAACAACCUGCCCGCAGCCCCUCUUGGCAUGGGCAAAAUGGCCGAUGUUUAGACAGUCAUUUGUGACACAAUGGGAGGCUAAUUUCCUAGCUGCUUUCAACAAGAUCUGCACAGCUUUCUGUCACCUGGUUGAAUCCCGUACAAGGCUGCCACAACCGUAUACACUGCAUGGCAUACAGAUGCUCGCAGCAGAUGUCCCCACAGCCUGUCUCUCCUCCGAACUGGAGACCAGUUUGGCACACAGCCCCCACUUACCAGCACCUCUUGCAGCACAAAUAAGCUAUGCUGUGAUCCAGACCGCUCGCCCUUCUCCUGGGCGAAUGCCCAUCUGCUUCUCCGCCGCCCACGCACCUGGAUUCUGAUGAACCCAGGGGCCCACGAUCCUGAACCUUGACGCAGGUGGCUCAGGUCUGCUGUGAACCGCUACCCUCCUGAAGCCUGGUCUAAAUUAGGACACCACUCUCCCACACCCUCUGGGGAUCCUCACCCACUGUAAGCAGAACCAACAUCCUGGAGGGCUCCGAGAUCAAGCCCUGGACACAGCUCAGGAAGAGACUUGUGGCUCAAGGGCAACAAACUGUAUGGCAGCCUGGGGCUAGUGGGGUACAGAUGCGCGGGACUUGAGGCUAUACUGCAGUCGGGGCAGCACACAUGAACUAUCAGGGAUAGGCUAAUUAACCUGUCUACUCGGUAACACCUUCUAUGCCUCGGUUUAGCCUCACUCUACUGUAUUAGUUUAGGGCAGUUCUGUCUAUUGUUAUCUCUUCUUUGACAGACAAUUCUGUGGUUGACACACGGUGGUAAUCAUAUUUGUUAUUAUCUCAUGAUUUUAUUUAGCUUGAUUCAAAUAAUUUAGUUAUUUACGUUGACAAUGCUUGUCGUUAUUUAUGGCAAUCAACAUCAGUGCCUAGGAAAUGCAAUUGCUUUUACAUAACCUAUUUCAUUAUCUCCCCUAUGCAUGGUAUGUUUCUCAUCAUUAUUUUCCCUGUUACAUUAAUAAAAAAAAAGGGCUGUAUGACAUUUUCCAACAAUCUUGCUUUUAAUGUCAUGGUGUGUGUUUUUUGUUUUUUUAAGUCACUGUUGGACUGUUUAACCUAUACACUGCAAAAAUUAAAGAAUUAAUUUUUUUUUUUUUUACAUUUUUUUUAUGACACUACCAUAUCAAUGUGUAAUGAAGAUAAAACAAUAACACAGAUGAAAUAAAAAUAAAUUAACUCUACCUUCAAUGCAUGGUUUAGUGAUUAUUUUUUUUUAUUAAUAGCUGUAGGCAUGUCCCUCAUUAGGAACAGCCUUUUUAACUCAUGUCCAGGAGUCUCCCUCAAAUGAGAAGGUCUGUACUACAGCAGAGAUUUUCCUACCGGUCUCCUUCCAGGACAGGCAGCAUUUACCUAAAUAAAUGAGAAAUGUAAAUGAUUAGGCCCACAUUGACUCCUUCCCUACAAGUUAUGAAUCUGUUACACUCCAAUGGAUGCCCAGUUGUCUGUCUGUCUACAAUAAACACUGAGAUCUAUGACUGGUUCCGUGAGACUGCAGAAGCCUCUGGUAGACAUUGUGAUUGGACAAAAGUUGAUGGCAAAUUCCUCACUUAUUCUUAUGGAUUCUAUGAAUUGUGUCUUUAGCAGUAUUUUAUGAGGAAUAUAUACUUAUGAAAUACUGAAAAGUGACAGGUCUGCUUUAUCAGGCCAUGCAGAUAAAUUGUAGGAUUGUUCUUAAUUUUUAUUUGAAAUCUGAAAUAUGACAUUUUACUUUUGUAAAUGUUCUUGUUGCAUCAUUUCCCAUUAUAUGUAAAAUGUUGUUCUUUCAGAUUACAGCUAUAGAAGACUUGUUACAGGAACGUCCUUUGUACCAUCAUGGCUCAGUUUGGAGGCCAGAAGAAUCCUCCUCCAUGGGCCACCCAAUUUACAGCAACUGCUGUGUCUCAACCAGGUAAAACUGCAUUUUGCUGCAUUUACGUUUGGUUAAUAAAAUGUGUUCUAUGAAAAUGUUGAUAUUUGGCUCUGCUUGGUAAUUUUAAUUAUAUGCUUCUAAUUAUCUGAGUAUAAUCCGUUCUGAUUACCAAGAAGAUGCAAGAGGAAUAUUGUGUGUCUGUGUAAUCAUUCUGUCAGUGCUCCAGCUAGGGCUAUAUUCACAACUUUUUUUGUUCUUCUGUUCUAAUCCAGUGUGUGUGUGUGUGUGUCUGUCUGUCUGUCUGUCUGUCUGUCUUAAGGAGUUUUGAACCGGGCCUGCUCUGAUAUUUUGCUAAGUGAAUUCCAGUCUUGGGGGGGUUCUUUAAGUUCUCAAAUUUAAACAGCUGCUUUUGUGCCUGUGAUAUGUAUAGGAAAAUGUGGGCGCUGUCUGUGAGCAUUAUAAAUUAUGUGACACUUAACCAGGCUGGAGAGAUUCCAGGUACCUAUGUUUUACUGGUGGUAUUUGAUAUAUCUGUCUUUUACUCGUGUGUUUUUUUUUUUGUUUGUUUUUUUUUCCUCCUCUUUUAAGUGCUUAAUUAUUAUUUCUUAUUUUUUUUAUUAAUAUAAUAUAUAUAUUUUUAACCUCUUAAGGACCAAACUUCUGGAAUAAAAGGGAAUCCUGACAUGUCACACAUGUCAUGUGUCCUUAACGGGUUAAAUUACUGAUGCAUCCUUUUCAGCACAUUAUCAGCGGCCAACGCCAUCACCAUUUUUCUUCUGAGAUAAACCGUUGUAUGCCCCAAACUCUUGGUUAAGUUCUGUGUAUUACAUCUGUUUAUGUUCAGUGUUAAACCUUGCUGAUUGUCUGCUUAACUAUUUAAAUGCCAAAGGUGUGCUUAAGGCAAUGCUUUUCAAUGCAUCAGACUUGUCUCCAACACUUAAAUGGUUAAUUCAAAUUUUGUCACUUAAGCAGAGUGUGAAAUAAUCCUGGCAUACAGAGCUGAAUAAUUAAAAUCGUAUAUAGCUAUCACAUAAAGAGCUGACACAGGCAGUAUUUGUGAUAACAACCAGGAGCUCUAAUAAUGGUGAUAGUCUUGAAUUUGUGGUACAAAAUGUUCCCUUUUAAGAGAGAAUUUUUCCAUUGUGAGAAAUAAUGGAAAGUGCAAAUUUAAAAGGAUGCUAUUGUCUAUUGUUGACCUCCCUUUUUUUUUUUUUUGCAUUAAAAGAAUGAAAAAAAUUCUAGGUUUACCCAAAUUGGAAAAUGCCUGACAUUUGUUGGCAAAUCUUAAAUUUCACAUUGUAUUAAAGGUGAGCUAAGCAUAUCCCAAAUAAUAUUGCUCAACAGAAUAUUAUGAGACAUAUACAGUUGCAAGAAAAAGUAUGUGAACCCUUUGGAAUGAUAUGGAUUUCUGCACAAAUUGGUCAUAAAAUGUGAUCUGAUCAUCAUCUAAGUCACAACAAUAGACAAUCACAGUCUGCUUAAACUAAUAACACACAAAGAAUGAAAUGUUGCCAUGUUUUUAUUGAACACACCAUGUAAACAUUCACAGUGCAGGUGGAAAAAGUAUGUGAACCCCUAGACUAAUGACAUCUCCAAGAGCUAAUUGGAGUGAGAUGUCAGCCAACUGGAGUCCAAUCAAUGAGAUGAGAUUGGAGGUGUUGGUUACAGCUGCCCUGCCCUAUAAAAAACACACACCAGUUCUGGGUUUGCUUUUCACAAGAAGCAUUGCCUGAUGUGAAUGAUGCCUCGCACAAAAGAGCUCUCAGAAGACCUACGAUUAAGAAUUGUUGACUUGCAUAAAGCUGGAAAGGGUUAUAAAAGCAUCUCCAAAAGCCUUGCUGUUCGUCAGUCCACGGUAAGACAAAUUGUCUAUAAAUGGAGAAAGUUCAGCACUGCUGCUACUCUCCCUAGGAGUGGCCGUCCUGUAAAGAUGACUGUAAGGGCACAGUGCAGACUGCUCAAUGAGGUGAAGAAGAAUCCUAGAGUGUCAGCUAAAGACUUACAAAAGUCACUGGCAAAUGCUAACAUCCCUGUUAGCGAAUCUACAAUACGUAAAACACUAAACAAGAAUGGAUUUCAUGGGAGGAUACCACAGAGGAAGCUACUGCUGUCCAAACAAAACAUUGCUGCACGUUUACAGUUUGCACAAGAGCACCUGGAUGUUCCACAGCAGUACUGGCAAAAUAUUCUGUGGACAGAUGAAACCAAAGUUGAGUUGUUUGGAAGAAACACACAACACUAUGUGUGGCGAAAAAAAGACACAGCACACCAACAUCAAAACCUCAUCCCAGCUCUGAAGUAUGGUGGUGGGGGCAUCAUGGUUUGGGGCUGCUUUGCUGCGUCAGGGCCUGGAUGGAUUGCUAUCAUCGAAGGAAAAAUGAAUUCCCAAGCUUAUCAAGACAUUUUGCAGGAGAACUUAAGGCCAUCUGUCUACCAGCUGAAGCUCAACAGAAGAUGGGUGUUGCAACAGGACAAUGACCCAAAGCAUAGAAGUAAAUCAACAACAGCAUGGCCUAAACAGAAGAAAAUACGCCUUCUGAAGUGGCCCAAUCAGAGUCCUGACCUCAACCCGAUUGAGAUGCUGUGGCAUGACCUCAAGAAAGUGAUUCACACCAGACAUCCCAAGAAUAUUGCUGAACUGAAACAGUUCUGUAAAGAGGAAUGGUCAAGAAUUACUCCUGACCGUUGUGCACGUCUGAUCUGCAACUACAGGAAACGUUUGAAGUUAUUGCUGCCAAAGAAUUCUACCAGUUAUUAAAUCCAAGGGUUCACAUACUUUUUCCACCUGCACUGUGAAUGUUUACAUGGUGUGUUCAAUAAAAACAUGGCAACAUUUCAUUCUUUGUGUGUUGUUAGUUUAAGCAGACUGUGAUUGUCUAUUGUUGUGACUUAGAUGAUCACAUUUUAUGACCAAUUUGUGCAGAAAUCCAUAUAAUUCCAAAGGAUUCACAUACUUUUUCUUGAAACUGUAGUCUUGCAGUUGACAGCAUUUACACGCGUCAUAUAAGAUAAAUGGGGCUGCUAUAAAAGCAGAAAUGUGAGUGAUGUCAGGUUACGUAUAGCUCCAUUCUCAGAUCUGCGAGUUUACAGCCUUUCAUUGCCUUCCAAGGUUACACAGAUUUUGAUGUAAAAUAUCCGAUGAGUCUCCUGUUUUGUCAAACCAUUGGAAAAUGUUUGACCCGAUGCUUGGAUCGAGUCAUUGGUUUGGCUUCUGCACAUUCUGACCCCAGAACUCUAAAAUGACAACAUUCAUUUUCCAGCUCUUUCGCUAAAGCAAUAUAUGCGUUGUAUGCGCAUUGUUGCUUAUGUAUGCAAUAUACCACACCACAGCAGUGUUUCAGUACUUUUCAUUUAGCUUCCUACUGCCAUGCUAUCUUCCAGCUGAUAAGUCACAAAUUCUCUUCUGUAACUUGAUUUAAUAAAGGGCUAGAUCUUCAUGGGUUGUGCAUAGGGGUACAUCUAUUAAAAUACUAUUCUGAAUUUAACCCUUGAUUUGUUUAACAAGGUUAAGGGUGCUAUGGUGUAAACCUCUCUCAGCACAAACAAAUUGCACAGAUUCGAGUGCUGGAGAGCUAAUUGAAGGAUUGGUACAACAUAUUCACAGGGAUCGGAUGGAAAGAGAAGUCUGAUUCCAGAGUCAUUGGUACAUAGUUAAUGUUUCUUAUAAAUUUUCCUUAGAAAGACUGCUAUUAAGUAAGAUCAAACGUAGCUGACGUUUUCUUUAAAAAAAACAAACAAAAAAACAUUUGGGAGAUUGUACGGCAGUAGUUCUGCUAUUAAAUAUAUUAUUCUCCUACACACUCUAUGUUUCUGUCUGCUGUUCCUGUGCUGUCAGCCCCACGUGAGCAGAAUUGAUUCUGUCAUUCUCGCCAUGCGUUACAGAUAGGAUACUUCCUGCGCUUGUGGCAUACGAUAGAUAGGAAACUCAUUCUGGAAUAUGACAAGUGACCGGCAACUGAGGGUUGUAGUCAAUGGAAUAUAUUCGAAGCUUGGACUGUCACUAGUGGCAGGAUCUGUACUUGGACCCAUUCUCUUUAAUAUUUUUAUUAGUGAUAUUGUAGAAGGUCUUGAUGGUAAGGUAUGUCUUUUUGCUGAUGAUACUAAGAUAUGUAACAGAGUUGAUGUUCCAGGAGGGAUAAGCCAAAUGGCAAAUGAUUUAGGUCAACUAGAAAAAUGGUCAGAAUUGUGGCAACUGACAUUUAAUGUGGAUAAGUGCAAGAUAAUGCAUCUUGGACGUAAAAACCCAAGGGCAGAGUACAGAAUAUUUGAUAGAGUUCUAACCUCAACAUAUGAGGAAAGGGAUUUAGGGGUGAUUAUUUCUGAUGACUUAAAGGUAGGCAGACAAUGUAAUAGAGCAGCAGGAAAUGCUAGCAGAAUGCUUGGUUGUAUAGGGAGAGGUAUUAGCAGUAGAAAGAGGGAAGUGCUCAUGCCAUUGUACAGAACACUGGUGAGACCUCACUUGGAGUAUUGUACACAGUACUGGAGACCGUAUCUUCAGAAGGAUAUUGAUAAUUUAGAGAGAGUUCAGAGAAGGGCUACUAAACUGGUUCAUGGAUUGCAGGAUAAAACUUACCAGGAAAGGUUAAAGGAUCUUAACAAUUAUAGCUUGGAGGAAAGACGAGAUUGGUGAUAUGAUAAAAACAUUUAAAUACAUUAAGGGAAUCAACACAGUAAAGGAGACUAUAUUUAAAAGAAGAAAAACUACCACAACAAGAGGACAUAUUCUUAAAUUAGAGGGACAAAGGUUUAAAAAUAUCAGGAAGUAUUACUUUACUGAGAGGGUAGUGGAUGCAUGGAAUAGCCUUCCAGCUGAAGUGGUAGAGGUUAACACAGUAAAGGAGUAUAAGCAUGCGUGGGAUAGGCAUAAGGCUAGGGACUAAUGAAAGUAUUUAGAAAAUUGGGCAGACUAGAUGGGCCGAAUGGUUCUUAUCUGCCGUCACAUUCUAUGUUUCUAAGUAUCUUAUUCAGUCUGCCUGUUUUUCAUUCCUGCAAAAUGGCGUCUCACCACUGCUAUAUGAGAAGAAGGGAUUUGAACUGUGAGCAUAACUCCCUCCAUUGAAUGUACAGAUUCAUUAACAUGAUCAAUAUAUAUUGUACGUAUAUUUACAAAUUUGUGUAGCAAUUACAAUCUGUUUUGCUUUGGUUGCCUUUGGUACCCAAUCACUUACAUGCACAUUGUAUAUAAGCAUGCAGUUUUUCUCAGUCUUUCUGGAAACCCUAGUAAUGUGCUAAUGUAAACAUGGUGUCCUGUUCUCUUCUUAGCUCCCCUAGGGGUCCAGCAGCCAUCGUUACUUGGAGCCUCCCCUACAAUCUACACUCAGCAAUCGGCACUGGCGGCAGCCGGCCUCACCUCCCCAUCUCCAGCCAACUACCAGCUGACUCAAACAGCAGCUUUGCAGCAACAGGCAGCCGCCGCUGCAGCCGCCGCUGCUCUGCAACAGGUAAACAAUCAACGUCUUGUAUAUAAAUGUUCUCCCUGGUUUAGCAGUUUGCAAAAAGUGAUUUACAGACAAAUAUUUCCAGACUUUUUUUUUUUUUUCUUUUUUUUUUUUACUACGUAUUUGUUGCAGUAGGGUAAGGAUGCAUUGCUUGUUGCAUGGAUUUACCUGUGAUAAAAUUGAUAAAAGAGGCACUUUAGUCCCCUAACCAACUUUAGCUUAAUGAAGCAGUUGUUGUGUAUAGAUCAUUCACUGCUAUUUAGGAGAUAAAUCACUUCUUUUUUGUUUUUGUUUUUUUGUUUCUGCAGCCCUAGCCACACCUUCCUGGCUGUGACUGACACAGCAUGCAUGAAACCAAAAUGGAUGCACUUUCAAUCAGGUGCAACUUGCUUUGCAAGAUUUUAUCUCCUGCACUGUAAAUUGAGUUUUAAUUACAUACAGGAGGCUCCUGUAGGGUCCAGCAAUCUUUUAACUGUGCAGGAGAUGAUAAAUGAUCAAUUAAACAGAAUUUGCGGUAAAGGAAGUGUAAACAUUAAUGACUCUUUACAGGAAGUGUUUAGGAAGGCUGUGUAAGUCACGUGAAGGCAGGUGUGCCUUGGGCUGCAUAAAGUGAUUUAACUCCUAAAUGGCAGAGAACUAAGCAGUGUGACUGCAGGGGCAUGAUCUAUACACCAAAACGGCUUCAUUAAGCUAAAAUAUGUUUGGUGCCUAUAGUGUCCCUUUUAUUAAUGGUGCAGUCCUUGCAUCCAAGCCAAAGCAUUUGAAAAGUUCAAGUGGAGGAAUUCUUGUGCACGACCUGCUGUUGGACUAUUAAUUCCUUACUUGGCUGAGAGUGAUGAUGAUUUUAAUCACACAGGAAUUACAGGGACAUGGUUUUCAUAAGUCUGCAAUUUCUAUUGCUGUUAUUAUGUGAAAACGCCCAUGGUUAAAGUAGUCCACUACCAUUUGUAGAGAUUUGAUAUCUUUGCUGUUGCUUGGUGCAGUCCCUUCCCCAAUGGAGUAUAAUGCUACUCAAAGCUUAUGGCUUACUUUACAUUGCAGUGUGUCACUAUUGGCCUCUACUGUUCUUUUCAUGAUUGCCAGUGUGAUAAGCAGAACAUCAAUGACACUGCAGCUCAAUGAUUUGAGGGAAUAAAAAUCAACCUUGUUAAAUCCGAAUCCACCCACUGUGUGAAGACAAUGCUUGCUGACAGAAAGUGUUAUUAAUUGUGUUCCCAUUUUAUUUUAGCAGUACACACAACCUCAGCAGACCAUAUACAGUGUACAACAACAGGUAUGUAUAUACUUUAUUAUCAAACAUGGCAGGAAUAACAAGAUACAUUGAUUUAUUUAUAUUGUUUUUAAUACAGUAUGAGCAAAACCAUUUUUUUUUUAUUUAUGCUUUCUCACACAACUUUUUGACACUUUAAAAUAUUUCUAAUCGAAAACCAUGAACGGUUACAAAGUUGUUUUGUUUUUUGUUUGUUUGUUUUUGUUUUUUGUGUUUGCUUUCAAACCAAAUAAUUUUUUUCAAUGUUAAGUUAGAUGGGACUUUUUGUUUUUAACAUAUAACACUAGAGCAUGUCUUGGCAUUAUGCAAUCACUUGCCUUCUUUAUUGCUGUUUGAAAAUUGCAUGAGUACAUACAUUUAAAAAAUAUAGUACACAUUUCACGAUGAAAGUUUUUUUUUUUUUUUUUUAGAAAUAACUAUCGAUAAAACAACCACUGAAAACAAUUUGUAACAUCUCUAGUGUAUGUAGUGGGUUCCAAUAAAAUACAGUAUAUUAUGUAUGUAUGUAUUGAUAUGAAUAUUGCAUUUUUUAUUUUUAUUUUUCUGCUCGGUCUUAAAUAUUUGCUUUCAUUAAAAAAAGUAUGUAUUUGCUCUUUGUAGGUGAAAUAUAAUGUUUAUAAUGAUAUCGUAUUUUAUUUUUAUUUUUUCGUACAGUUACAGCAGCCACAGCAAACUCUAUUAACACAGGUGAGUAUGCAAUAUUAUUUCUUUAGUGUCAGUCCUUUAUCUGCUCUGUUCUUUCUCCCUUUUUUUGUACUUUUGGACUGACUGUUCUCAUUACACUGUUUAAACAGUCUGACCACAUGUUUUUAUAGAGGUGGGCAGCUACUCUUGCAUUCCAUUAGAGUUCUGCAUUACCUGCCUCUCUCUAUGUUUGAUACAACUAGGGAAUACAAUCACAUUUUUGCUUUAAUGAAUAGUAAUGCAGGUCUAGCAAGGAUGGAUGUGAGAUCACCUGGGGAAUACAAUAAGAGUAUCGCUUUGACAAACAAUAGUGCAAUUCUAGCAUGGAUGGAUAUGAGAUGGGCGGUAUGUGGGCCACUGAAGGGCUGGAGAUGAUGGGCAUACAAAAUGUGUUUUGUGUUGUCAUUGUUGUAUCACAGUGAAACAAAACGUGUGUUAUUAUUAAUUUGUAAAACUCAGGGAUCUUUACAAACACUCCAUACAGUCACAGUGUAAUGAAUAAGAUUAAGAGGUGCGUGGGUAGUGUCGGAAAUAACAAAUGCAUUUAGAUAACCCAUUUUCUGGAACAUUGAUAAGAGCGUAAAUUAAAUAAGGGGAUAUAAGAGAGACAGGGUUAUUUACUAAAGUAAGAAUAGCCAAACUGGAAUUCAGAUAUUCUAGUUUGGCUACUUUGCCAUAAAUGAGAAUUUCCCUUUAAAUUCCUGACAAUACUCACUUUAAUAAUAAAAAAUAAAAAAAUAAAAAAGUUAUGGAGAGUUGAAGAGUUUCUCAGGUUUGGUUAUUUUGCUGUAAAUUUGUCAUUCCUCCAUUGUUUCCACUCUAGUGGGGUGGGGGGGUGGGGGGGAGGAAAUGUUAAACUUUGGAUACCGGUAUUUCUGCAUUACUUUUUUAUUUUAUUUAUUUUUUUACCCUUAGACAUGAGAUCUCUGGGAUUUAUUCGAUGGUCCCAAGAAUAAGAAUGGGAGUUUCAAUUUCUUGCCAUUAUAUGUUUAAACCUUGAGUUAUCAAUAACAGGGUUUUUUUUAGAUUACGUUAAAGAGCACAAUCUACUCUGUUUUGUAGCAGACUGUGACCCUACCUACGAGCCUUGCGUUGUCCACUCCCCAACAGGCUGCACAGAUAACUGUUUCAUACCCAACACCACGAUCCAGCCAGCAGCAGACUCAGACACAGAAGCAGCGUGUUUUCACGGGCGUUGUGACCAAGCUCCAUGAAACCUUUGGGUUUGUGGAUGAAGAUGUAUUUUUUCAGCUUACGUAUGUAUUUCCAAAUAUUUAUUUCUAAUGUGUAAAGUAUGAUGGAUGCUGUUGUUUAUUUAUAAAAAAAUUUUUUUCCUUCACGGUAACAUUUUACAUGGGAUGCAAAUUAGUUUAAUCCUUAAGGAAAGCUAAAAUCAAAAAAAAAUUUUUUUUAAAUUAGAUGUCCAGUCAGAUGUGUUGUUUGGUUACAGAGGCAAGUCUUGUUGCCUAAACUUAAUGUUUUUUGCCAAUAUCAAAUAAAGGAACAUUGCAGACCUUAUUGACAAGCACAAGAUAUUUUAUGUCAAUCAUAAAUCUAAUUACUGGAAAAUACUGUUGAGUUUUUUUUUUUUUUUUAAAUAUCAUGCAUCUGUUUAGCUCUGUAACCAAUGGAAUACAAACUCAACAUGUUUACAGUAGAAUGCUAACAUAGAGGAUUGUAUUCCCUCUGGUCCCCAACUUGAAAUGCUCUGCAUGCACACAAUACUUACCUAGGUAUCCUAGGUGUAAAAAAAAAAAAAAAGUGGGCCUGAGAUUUGAACCCUUCCAAUUAUAAACUGACCAUAAAAAGGUAAUAUUCCGCCAUAUUGUGAAUUACAUCAGGACUUGCGUUCUAAGUCUAAAAAACAAAAAUGUGCGAAAUGUUUUUUUUAUAUAUAUAUAUAUAUGUAUGUAUGUGUGUGUGUGUGUGUGUGUGUGUGUGUAUGUUCAUGCACCAUGUGAUGUGCUCUUAAGAUCACUUUUUGGUCCAAGGAACUAGGACAAUCCUGAGCUGAGAAAUUGAGGUUUCUGGCACAAAGAUUGCCCCCGUGUUUAGACAUAAGUAAAAUAAAUAUAUAUGUAAAAUAGUAAUGUAAAAAAAAAUCAGGAUGAGGGGGCGGAGCUUGACCACCAGCCUGUACAGACACCAUGCUUGUGAGCUCCUCCACACAAACACAAGAAAACGCAAAUAAAACAAUAGUGAAAACCCAUCCUAACCCCAAAGGCUACCAGCUACAACGAUCAAAGUCUCCCGAGGCGAUAGAUGCCCUUUUUGUCAACAAAAGACCCAGCCAAGACGGAAACGGAAAACCGGGACCUACCCCGCGUUGUCCCUUCUGGGCCUGGAGGCGCUACUCACGCGGCAAGUGAGCGACUAUCCUCAAACCUUACCCGACAGCCCAGUCCAUAUGCCAGCUAUGAGCCGCCGCUCGCAGAACAUGACGGCGACGGAACACAUGGAUAUUAGGACUAUGAUCCAACAGCCCGCACAGCCCCAACCCGCUCUUGCGGAGGCUCCACGGCCUGUCGCUACCCCGCAGCCUAAUGCUCACACUCACCCAAACGAGCAAACAGGGGCUGAACAAUCGGUAGACACUCACCCAAUGGCGCCCGCAGCUCCCACUUACUGCACACUGAUGAUCAGGCAUGACCUGAAGGUCCUAUUGGCAGACUUUCACAAAAUACUAGCGACUGAACUCGCUCCUAUUAAAAACUACAUGAAGGCCAUCACAGACCGGUUACAGGCCUCGGAGAGAGACAUUGCAGACGUCCAAACGCAGAUGACUAAGCUCCUGAACACAGUGCAUCAGGUCUGGUCCCAUCAAAGAGCCAUCACCACACAAAUCACGGCCAUGGAAGACUGCCAACACCGCACCAAUAUUAAAAUAAGGGGCAUCCCGAUGAGUCACGGUAGACGAACUACCUCACAAUGUCAGACGUUUGCUGACCUCCAUCCUGUCCCAUGCAGUGGCCAAAAAAAUAAAUAUUGAAGGAACUUACCGUUUAACAGGGCCCACUGGGGCAUCAACCACGGCGACGAGAGACGUCAUUCUCCGGUGUGCCACGACAAAAUACUAAUAAUGUUGUCAAUUAAGGGAAAAACACCCCUACACUUCGAAGAAGCCUCCCUGACGUUCUAUCAGGACCUUACAAAGGCAACCCUCCUGUGACGUAAAACGUUCAAUCCUGUGACCAGCCUACUUUGCUCAGCCAACAUGAGCUACAGGUGGGGAAUGAAUGGAUCCCUGACAGUGACCUGAAAUGGCAGCUUACACACUCACCUCGAUGGAAAACGCAACAACGUUCCUGAUGGCCCUGGGCCUGGAGCACUUGCCGGAAAACACACAAGCGAGAGUGCCCGUCCCCACUUCCACUUGGGACCCAGCCCACGCACCAUCCUUUUGUCCCGAGGUCGGCGACUGCGGGGCGGCAGUACCGGGAACAAUCUCCAGGGACGACCCGAUAUGAGGCGCUAGCUACCAGACCGGAGACCCGCCUUCCGGCCCUAACUUCAAUAUGGGACUGUCUGCCCAGGACUUUACAUAUGGCUCUCUACAGAUAAUGUUUACCCCUCUGUCAUCCCUAUUUUUCCCUUCCCCCUCUUAUAACUUACAUUGCGAUUUUGUACUUAAUUCACACAAACACUGGGGUAAUGCCAGCUACCAGACACAACAUCUAGGGUUAGGGACCCAGUAACGACAAAUAUCCUCACAAUAAGGAUUGUUACCCUUCCACUACGCACAGAACCUGGGGCAACCCUGAACCUUCUCGAACACCUCCCACCCCCCCGCUACUCCCUCAGUUAGGAGUAACCAAACACAACACAUAGUGUGACUGGACACCCCACGACCACCAGACCUUGGCUCAUCCCCACGUGGAUACACAGCUUCUUGGUCUGCACAACGUGUAUUUAACAAAGCUACAUCACACGUCAGUACGUGAACACACAAGCUGACCACUCCAGCCUCAGGACCCUCUGCUUACAACCUCGGCGUACUGAAACCUCACGCACUUGACAGCAAGUGUACACCACACCUGAACACCCAACACCCUAAGGGCGACUCACCAGCUGUCAAGACUUACACAAACACGUUAAAAAUAAAAAGGUGCUAGAAUCUAAUGUGAACCUGCUUGCACACUAAUUACAUACUAUCCACUCUCUGUUGAACGCUGUAACGUUUAUGCUUUGCACUGAAAAAAUAGAUUUAAAAAAAUAAUAAAAAAAUCAGGAUGACUGUAGUGUGAUGUUGGUGGAGUGAUUGAGCACUCUGUCAGGUAUUUUAUUUAUUUAUUUUCCUGCUUACAGUGCUGUCAAAGGAAAAUCUCCCCAAGUCGGAGAUCGCGUGCUGGUAGAGGCAACUUACAAUCCAAAUAUGCCAUUUAAAUGGAAUGCACAGAGGAUACAGACCCUUCCAAACCAGGUAUUUAAAUGCCUUUCUCUACAUCUAAAUUGCCUCCUUUCCUUAUUCAAUUUUCCUGUGUUUAAUAUUGCUCCUGUAUUUUACCGCAGAAUCCAGCUCCAGCACAGUCUCUGAUGAAAAACACUCAAUCUGUAAUGCCCCCAGUUGCUCAGCAGGGUGCAUUUGCUGUUCAGUCUCAGCCCCCUCCUCAAGCCCAAACUUUGCUACAGGCUCAGAUAUCAGCUGCUUCACUCACUCCUCUUCUUCAGACACAGCCAUCUCCACUUUUACAGCAGCCACAGCAAAAAGGUGAGCAUAAUGCCAAACCCUGGCUAGAAUUUAUUGCCUGUUAUGUAGAAUUAAAUUUGUGUUUUAAAACCCUUAUUUGUUAUUCUUGGCAAAUGGUUUGGAAAAAUCGUGAAUAUGAUUCUGUUUUCCAUGUAGCUUAACAUUUAUUUCCCUAGCUUCAGGAAUAUAUAAUUAUCAGAAAUAGGUGGCAAAAGAGCCAGGGGUUUAAGCCCAAGAGUACAUUUUAUAUAGAACGUAUAGAAAUGAGCUCCACCCUAGCACUCAACCGUUAUGGAGGUGUAUCUAAUUUGGAGAAGGUCCCUAAAUCCCUCUAAAAAUACAUACACUAAAAGCCAAAGCAAACCAUGCACGCUCAAUUAUAUGCUAUCAAGCAAAGAGUAUUUUUAUUUAAAAGAAAAAAUUGGUGUACUGUUAUAUACUCCCAAAAGUAGAAAAAUACUGUUUCAUAAAUAUGGAAAAAGAUAAACAAAAUAUAAGGAUUUGUCUUAAUUGAGACAAUACAAUAAUACCAAAAAAACAAGGGGAAUGUGCCCAUGUAUGAAAGAAAGCUGUUAAUAUUAGAAUAUACAGAAUUGUAUAAACUAGAGUAGUGAAGUUAUAUAACGAAAACUUAUAAUAUAAAAAAUAUAAUAUCAAUACUGAUUAUACAAAUGUCAACAGUUAUAGGAUAAACAUUUAACAGAACCUUUCUGUCAAAAGUAAGACUUGGUACUAUAGGUUAAAUCCAUCAGAGGAAAACAUAACCGGUAAACAAUGAUCAGUAUUGUUGUUGGUCUUUGGAUCCCAGAUCAUCAGGAAUGGAGUUGAAAUAAGAUUGUAACACCCAUAAGUUUGAUUGCAGUACUAAACUAAAUGUCACUGUGUACAUAGGUAUGUAUUAUCUUUAAGUUCAACCAGAGUAGUUCACUUGUUUCAGUGAAGAAAUGCAGUAAUGCCUAUCCAUAAAAAUAAAGGAAUCUAUACAUCAGUUGAAUAUUUACAACAAAUUGCGUUCAUUACAUUUAAAAGUAUCACGUUUUCUUUGGUUGUUGCUGUGUGGACUGAAGAUGCCACUUGUUCAUCUUGUCACCAUGCCUGACCAGUGAUCCUUCUAUGUCCUCCUUGCUAGCCAUUUCAGUUCUUUCAACAACUUUUGUCUUUUCUCUUUCUUUCCUGAAUUUUUUUUUUUUUGUUUGUUUGUUUCCUUCUUCACACUUCCCUUUUACUCUCCAUAGAAAAUGUUCGAGCCUUGCCUCCAUUCUGCAUGCUUACCUGUUCCGAUGUACAAAAGGGUUCUCACCCCUGGUAGCCUAAGAAUAAAGAGAGCUCUGCCACCUGGGGUACAGAUCUUUUGUGGCAGAACUUACCACCUAUUUGUGUGUUUUAUCCGUUCGGUAGUACGUAAUACAAACAAAAUCCAUUUGUCUUCUGAACGAGGACCACCACUUUACCCCAUUAGAACGUUUACACGAGCAACUUAAGUGCGAAAAACGCAAGGGACGUAAUUAAUUAAUUCUUCCCCUGGGUGGCCGCCAUUUCGUAUUACUGAACACGUGGCGGACAAAAGAAUGGCGGCCAUCUUGUCUCUCGAACGUGGGCAGCAGUACUUGGUCAUCGAGUGCCUGGAACUCUUUUCGGCUAGGCACUCACACGAACGCCGGUAAAACUUAGAACGCUGCCCGUUCUAUUUCCUGACCACAUAUAUGAAUGAUGUUCGGGGGAUAUGAACUACCGAACAGGGGAGCAUUCGUAUCCUGAAAUGAAGAAAUUCCCUUGCUUGGUGUUCGCACAGGAACCCCACAAACGGAGACCGUCCAGGGCACCUAUUUUCCUGGAACUGUUUUGGGCUAGCGCCUAGUGUCUGGCCGGUGAAAACUUCACCUCGAUGGCGUUCCCGUUUAACAGAACAGAGUGAUCUUUGGAUAUGUUAUGCAGUCAGAUUGGGGCUAUCCGGGGGGUGUACUUUCUGUGGGGUUCCCGAGUAUGGUGGGGACACUUUUGGGGUACUGUAUGUUUUGUAUGGAUUUUCUGUACUUGAGAGAUAAUUGGAUUAGAGUUUUUUUCUCAUGCAAUUAUCUCUGGCACAGAGGAUCUUGGGAUUGAAACCCCUGUUUUAUUGUGUUGGAGAACCCAUGUAAAAGCAGUUUGUGGUCUGAAUAAACUGUUUAUUCCCAGAACUAUGUUUCGUCUGGUUAGUGGGGGAAUGGAUGUCUGCUUGUGUUAAUAGUUCCAGAGUGGCUGAAGGAAGGAAUUAGCGGAGGUAACCAGUCGAGUUACUCGUGGUCAGCUACAUCUUUAUUAUACUGAUCCCUUGUUGAGGCUAACGGCAGACUGGUAUAAGGUGCAAUAGGAUCCCAACACACUGUGAGCAGGAAGACUGCGAGGGAAGAAAUCAAUUUAAAUGCGUGCCACAGAAGUCACAGAUCUCCUCUGUCUCUUGAAAAUAGCAGAUCAGAUACAUAAGAACUAGAGUUUCCCCAGAUUUCUUAUCUCCUUGCGUUGCUUGGUGCCACUCAUUACAGCAGUGCCCUAGUAGUUCUAGCUCUAACAAAGUAUCAAGAGCUGACAAUAAAUGGCAGUUACAUCAGGGAAUAGUACAGAAAUUUAAUUUUCGCAUGGAAACAAAACAUCUUUCAUGCAGAAAACAUUGUGUGACUGUUAAAUCAAAUGUUCUGCUAACCUAAAAGGGGAAUGGUCAAGUCUCAUGAUUUUUAAAAUUGUUUAUUUAUAACUCAAUCAAAUCUGCCUUAGCAAAGUCUGGGGGAAAAAAAAAAAACGAAAUGUUGAAAUCCAGGCUCUUGUAUGUAGCUCUGUCCUGUGACCGAGGUCCUUCAUCUUGGCUCCAUGUUAAUCAUUGUUUUUUGCUUUGCUCUUUGCACUUGUCAACACAUGGAGAGGAAGAGAAACCAAACCACAAUGUUUCUGUUUUCCUCCUCUAAUGCAAUGUGGGCCGUUGCUGUACCAAGACUGAGUGGGAUUGUGGGAUUUCAGUUACUUAGCUUCUACUAUGCAUUAAAAGAAAACCGAUCUGCUCUCCUUAUUCCCUUUUUCGCCAUCUAUUUUAUUUUUUUUGGUUAAUAUCUGUUUUUGUGUUUUAUUGUUAUUAUUUAUACAUUGUCUAGUUCUCAAAUUGAAAACUUGCAUGGAGAAAUGUUUUACAUGAUAUUCUUUUCAUAGUUACUCCUUUAUUCUGUAAACCUACUCCUGUUAUAAGUGCUACUGUCCAAAUAGUUCUUGUUAUAGGUUUGCUGUUAUUGAACAAAAAUGCAAACGUAAUCAAUAAAUAACUUGGGGGAAAAAGAAACUGUAAUGCACCCACCCCACUCCAGCCCCACUUCCAUAUUGUAAAUGGUCAAACCAUUUUAUAAUGAGUUGACUUCUUACACGGAGGUGUCAGUCCCUGCCUCCCCCUGUAUGGAGAGACGGAACCUCCUGCUUAGCUCAUGUAGAGAACUUGACAUCAACGGACAAAAACAAAGUAAAAAGUCAGACUGUUGGCAACCCCUUCACUACUACAUUGGAGAGCACCAAUGCCCUUCUGGCACCAUAACCACUGCAAAGCACUGUAUGGUUACGGUGCUUGGAUUGUUACUUUAACAUGCAUUAUAGAUAACUUUCAUUAACAUUUAAGAAAAUAAGUGUUCUAUCAAAUCUAAAUACAUUUGCUAACCCCCCAAAAUACUUCAAAAUAUUGCCUUCCACUUGAGGUAUAGAUGUAAAUUCAAUAUCCAUUCAUAUUCCACCAGUCCUAUUCCUUUGACUCACGGCUGCUGUUUUCUACAGAAGCGUCUCUUACAAACUGAUACUGUUUUCUACAUACAUUGCUUUGACAUAAAAACCUAACCGCAAAAGGCCGAACUUAAACAUUUAAAUGUAUGGGAUCUUUCAAGACAUUCUGUAUCAGUGAAAAUGCAUAUUGCUGCAUUGCAAGUAUGUUAAUCUUAGUAAAGUUGGUGUGCUAUUAUUUUUCCAGCUUGGAAUAAAACAUCUAAAUGUAUUUAUUUUAGCUGGACUGUUACAAACCCCUGUUCGUAUUGUGACUCAACCACAGCCAGUUCGUCGAUUGGAACCUCCCUCUAGAUUUUCUGGUAGGAGUGAAAGAGGAGAGUCACUAUCAAGUAGGAAGGAUGACCGGAUGUAAGUUAACAUACUUUGUUGUUUGUUUAUAUUACACGUAUAUAAAGCUGAACUACACUCCUUACGUCAUGCAGGCUGUUAAAUCCUACAAUGUCCCCCAAAUUUAAGUUAAAAUAAUUCAAAUGGGAUGCGGUAUUUACAGAUUCUCACAAACAAGUGUAUCUGUACAGUGAUAAUCAAAACCAGAGAAUACUGGGAAGAGUUUAACAUUCAUAAACUAUAAUCGCAAUGCAAAUGCUUGUGUUUAACCCCUUAAGGACACAUGACAUGUGUGACAUGUCAUGAUUCCCUUUUAUUCUAGAAGUUUGGUCCUUAAGGGGUUAAUGGUUCUGUGUCUUACGGCAUGUGUGUAGGGAAGUGUGUGUGUGUGUGUGUGUGUGUGUGUGUGUGUGAGCUUUCAUAUCAAUGACUAAUAAUUCCAUGGUAUGUGUAUCAGGAUCAACGCGUUACAUUUUGUUUCCCCUUUUUAGCCGAGAAAGAGACAGAGAGAGGCGCAGAUCACGUGACCGAUCACCUCCAAGGAAAAGAUCAAGAGAGAGAUCACCACGUCGUGAGCGAGAGCGAUCUCCACGAAGACCUAGACGAGCUACACCUCGCUACACUGUUCAAUUUUCCAAAUUCUCUCUGGACUGGUAGGUUCCAUUUUUGGCUUCUGGAACAACUUACUGCUUCCCUAAGGCUAAACUUGGCAAAAGCAUUAUUUGUCAAGCAGUUCAUUACAUUAGUUGCUUCUUCUCUGGCUCGUAUGUAUGAACUAGAAUUUGUUUGUGAAAGGAAAAUAGGCAUUACCAUUUCUCAUUCACCUGAACAAAAAUGGUUUAAUUCAUUAUUGCAUAUGAUUGGAGAGAAAGCAGUGGCUGUGUAUGACAUCAAUUAUUGCAAAUGCUUUUGUGCUGUGUCAAAUAAUUUUACCCACACAGGUGAGCAAGAUGCCGCGUAUUAAUUGGGGCUAAGCCAAGUUGUUAUUGCUAUUUAUAUAGUGCCAACAGAUUCCGUAGCGCUUUACAAUAUUAUGAGAGGGGGGAUUUAACUAUAAAUUGGACAAUUAUAAGAAAACUCAUAGGAACGAUAAGUUGAAGAGUACCCUGCUUAAACGAGCUUACAUUCUAUAGGAGGUGGGGUAUAAAACACAUUAGGACAAGAAAUCGCAAUCAAAUAAGGUCGGAGUGAAGCAGAGCUGGAGGAGAGAGUAGAGUGCUGCCCUUUAGGAGAGAGCAAGAGACAGGUAUGUAAGGUAGAGGUUACUCUGGGAGGCCAUAAGUUUUCCUAAAGAGAUGGGUUUUAAGGCACUUCAUAAAAUAUGCAUGACUAAGGUAUAGUCUGAUGGCGGUAGGCAGGCUAUUUCAAAGGAAGGGAGCCGCCGUGAGUAGUCCUGCAAGCGUGAAUUGGCCAUACACGUGCGAGCAGCGGACAGGAGAAGGUCACGGGCAGAGUGGAAAGACCCAAAAGGGGCAUACCUAUGGAUCUGUGAAGAGAUAUGAGGGGCUAGAAUUGUUCAGUGCUUUAUAGGUAUGGGUUAGCACUUUGAAAUGACUUCUAUAGGAUACAGGAAGCCAAUGUAAGGACUGACAGAGGGGAGAGGUGUGAGAGGAGCGACAGGAGAGGAAAAUCAGUCUAGCGGCAGCAUUCAUUACAGAUUGUAGCGGGGCAAUACAGCUUUUGGUCCUUGAUGAUUUGGAAUGACCUAGUAGGUGGUUCAGAUUAAUUUUGAAGUAUACAUAAAUAUGAUAUUCAGGAGCAUAUAUUAUUUAAUAUUUCUUUGAUUUUGUUUCGUGUUUGUUUUUUGGGUUUUUUUUUUUGUCCAUUUUUUUUUACAUAUAUACGUCAAAAAUGUUGGAAUCCUUUUAAAUUUCAUAUUCUGCAGUUUGAGUUAGUAGUAAAUUGAAGUUAAAAAGGUUACUUUUCCCGUUUAGCUGAUAAAUAUAACUUGUCUAGUAACUGGUAAAAAAACAUUCAUAUUUAACCCCUUAAAGACACGUGACAUGUCAUGAUUCCCUUUUAUUCCAGAAGUUUGGUCCUUAACCACUUCUAGGUUUCCUUUGGCCGUUAGUUUAGAACUUUCCAAAUAUUUAUCAUUUAUCAGUGCAGUCACCUCAGUGCAUUAUUUAUGAAAGUCAAAAUUAUCAGGAACUGUACAGAGAGUUAGACAUUUUAGUCAAAUAGCCUUGUAAUUGUCUUGCAAAUAUAACAUCGUUCUGACAUUGGUAAAUAUCCACAGUUAGUGUUUUUUGUGUUCAGAGGUUCGUAUUAUGAGGGAUAGUUGGGUUAUAGUAAUAAUCAAUAUCCCAGUUAGUACUUACAAACUAGUGAAAGCUGUAUGUUCCCUGGAUAAAUAAUAUGCUUCCUUGAAGCGGCUUUUAGAGAGAGGGCAGCUUAGUGUAACACUAUCAAAAUAUCAUUGGUCGGAUGACUUUGGAAAGACCAUACAGAAAUGAAUCUAAUCUACCGAAAUUAAUCGAAUAUUAAAUUAUGCAAGUGGCUGCAAAAAGACUUUGGGUGCUGGGAGAGUUUUUUUUUUUUUUUGCUUUAUUUUGUUUUAAUCAAACCGCUCCAACGUGGUUUGACAGUUGAUGUGUACAGCACACUCAUCCGAAGCAUAGUAGCUGCUACAUCACAAUGUGCUGGUUGUCCUGUAUAUAAUAAAAACACUACAAAAGUUUUAUUGGAUUACCUCUCUAGGAAUAAAAUGUCAAGACUCGAAACUUUGGUUGAAUGGUCAUUCCAGUACAAUGUAUUUCAAAUAAUACUGUUUCUGAUUUGGAGGAUCUGAGUUUUAGCCAGUUUAAAAACGAAUGCGUGGCGUUUUUACAAUAUGCCAGCAGAGGGUGCAUGAGACUGCAUUUGUAAAUUAUGGAAAUCAGGGCUGUGUGUUGGAUACAUGUAGUGUCAAAGUGGAAAGGGCAGUUUCUGACUAGAAAGCAACAAAGUUUUUAAACAUAAUUUAUUUUUUAUUUUAUUUAUUUUUUUAUUAUAAAACAGGUGAUGAUUUAUAUGCUGCCUGAACUUUCAUUGUUUGUUCAUGAAUCUUGUCUGAUUUUUUUUUUCUUUUUCUUUCUUGAAAGUCAAUAACCGCUUAUGUUCAUGUCUGUAUUUGCCCCACAUUCUGUCAUGUUCAACAAUGAAUAUUUGAGUUGCUUUGCUAUUUUUUUAAAUCCAAAUAACGACUUUAGAAAAAAGUUGGUACCAUUAAAAGAACAUUUGGACACCAUAACAACUUAAAGGAUCACUAUAGUGUCAGGAAAACAAACCCGUUUUCCUGACCCUAUAGUGCCCUCAGUGUCCCCCUCCCUUGGCGCCAAAGGGGUUAAAACCCCUUCUGCAGGUCACCUUAAUACAGCGCCGGGCUCCCUCGGCGCCGGUGACCUCUCCUCCCCCGCCAACGUCCGCUCCUGAGUGCUUUUCUAUGCACUGUCUGCACGCUGGAUGCGAAUUUCACAUUAGCGGCUGUCAGGAAGACUGUAGUUUGGAUAGAAUCUGCUACAAGUCAUUUUAGAAUAUUCUGUGACAUUUCUAGAAGGUACAGGUACUUCACUGUACAAAAUUGGAUAAAGAAAAGGAGGUUUUGUGCACACGUUAGAUAAUGGUAUGCUCUGUAACAUACAGUAAUCAUCGAACAGUAUGUAAUGAACAAAGUAUAAUAAAAAGUAACUUGGAGCACUCACACUUCAGAGAGCCAUAUAAGUCGGCUCUCUACUGUAAAAGUAUGGCUCUCUGAAGUGUGAGUGCUCCAAGUUACUUUUUAUUAUACUUUGUUCAUUACAUACUGUUCUAUGAUUACUGUUUGUUACAGAUCAUACCAUUAUCCAACGUGUGCGCAAAACCUCCUUUUCUUUAUCCAAUUUUGUACAUGUAAGUGUUUUAAGGUGACUAAAACACUGGUUUGGUUUUUAGACGCACUGGGAUUUAUUGUUUUUCAUUUAGUACAUAUCGCUUAGCGCCAUUUCACCUACUUUUUGUGUGACAGGUACUUCACUGUUACCGCGGCAAUACAUUUCUUCAUCAGUACUGCAUUAUUUAUUUUAUUUUUUUCACAGCCCUGGAUGUGACACUAUGGAACUGAGACGACGUUACCAGAAUCUUUACAUUCCCAGUGAUUUCUUUGACGCUCAGUUCACUUGGGUGGAUGCUUUUCCUAUUUCACGUCCGUUUCAUCUCGGAAAUUACACUAACUUCCAUAUAAUGCACAAAGAAGUGGAUUCACUUGAGAAAAACACUGCCGUCUUGGAUCCUCCAGAUGUAGAUCACACAUACAGCGCAAAGGUUAGUGUUGAGGGAUCCUUGUAUUAAAUGGGCAAUGUUAAGUUCCAAUGUAUGUACUUGUAUAGAUAUGGAAGGGUUAUUUACAAUUUAGAUGUAAAGUGCUUGAAACCUGCUGAUUGUAUCUUUACCUGUAGUGUUUAAAAAGCUUGAUUUCGAUGGAGAGUAGCUCAAAAGCAAUAUACUAUGUGCUGUUUUUCAUAUGCAAAGAAAUACUUAGAAAAGGAGUAGGCAACAUUUGGCACUCCAGAUGUUGUGUACCGCAAGUCCCCUGAUGCUCUUACAGCGAUGUUUAUGCCUGCAAAGAAAAGGGGAGAUAUGGUCCACCACCUUUAGAAUGGCAAAGAUUGCCUUUUAAAGAUAAUCAGUUAGUGUUUGAGUAAAACCAAACUCAUUCAGUUGUCCCGUAGGCCUGUGCUUAAAUCACUUAUUCCAGCUUUGCUGAUAGAAUGGAUGACUGUGGUAUGUAUGGACUUACAAGGACACACUAUAAUUGGCAAAUAUUAUUUAUUUUAUUUGUUUAUUUUGGAAGUGGCAUCCUCCUCAUAGAGAAGCAUUGGUAUGUGCCUCUAUGGGAGACUUUAACUGCAUUUGGUCUCACCAUAAUGCUAAAUGCCAAGACUGUACAUCUAUUAAUGGAUGCAGACACUACAUGGAAAUCUCCUUUACCAUCUGGGACAUAUAAUAGUGUAGAACAUGUUUAUACCUUUAUAUAUUCCCCUCCACUGCAAACACCCUCUACACUAAUCAUACACACUACAAACAGCCCCAUAUACACACCAUCACUGAUGCACACAAAUAGCACUCCUAAUAGUACAAGCAACCCACACGAGUAUACACUUAACAUUACAGACCGCUCCUCAAACCACACACCGAAGCCACCCACACUAUUUCAAACAGCCAACAUACAUACUACACACAAUAUCACAGGCUGCCAGCACCACACCCAAAAAUAUUACAAGCAUCCCGCACACAUCACAUGCAGUAUCACAAGAGCACACAUACAUACACAGCACCGCAGACCCCCCCACUAUACACAUACUGCAAGCAACUCACAUACACAUAAAACAUAUACUUCACACAUUAGGCAUCCCAAAUACAUACACACACGCAUAAUACCACACACAGUCGCACAUAUAAAUGCCAGAAACCGCGCGCACACACAAUAUAGCACCAAAACACACCCAACUCCACAAACUGCUCCCGCCACACACACACGUACACAAUACCACAAAUGGCUUACAUUCACAAGUAAAACCCUACACUUCUCACACACAAUACCACAAAUAAUGUGUACACAACACUACACACAGCCCAUAUAUACAAUCAUGUUACCCCACAGAAAUCCCACACACAUACAUACAAUCUCAUAAAUUAUCCACCGCAUCCAUACAGAACACAAGCCCAAUUUCUCAACAAACUAAAUGUAACUUUGAAAAAUAAUACUGCCUGCACCAUAAGGAACUUUAAACAUUAAUUUGACAGUGUUACCAAAAGGUUGCUAACCCAUGCACUAGAGGUGUACUGCCUGUCAACAUUGCCAUUUUCCACAAGCAGCAAUGCUUACAUUUUUUACAGGGUAAGGACAGUAUCUAGGCACCAAGACCACUAUGAUAAGCAUUAAUGGGUAUUGGGGCUUAGUAGCCAGUCAACCAUUAAAUAAACUAGUGUUACAAAAAGGCAGAUUAUCGUAUUUAUUUUAAUUUUUUUUUAUUGUUGUAUAUAAAUGUUUAUGCUAAAGUGGAACUGUCCAAAAGUUAGCUGUGGGUAAUGCAUGUUUUUAAUGGGUUACUCCAACCUUUAUUUUAUUUAUAAUAUCCUAUUGGAUAUUAGUAAUUAGGACCUUCCCUUAUAUUUUAAAACUGUAAAAUAAACUUUAAACCACCUGGAAUUCAGCUCUGCAGAAACAUCUCUUUGUUGGAGCUGAUGUCGCUUUGUCCCUCUCUGUGGUCUUAUUUGAUCAGACUGCAUGCAGCGUCUGAGCUAGGGAGGGAAUUAAGGGGGUAAGGGGUGGAGGCAGAGAAAUUAUAAGAUCUACAGAAAAGCAAGGAUAGCUCAAAUGAGAGAGGGAUGUGAGGUGCAAGAGGAGAAGCUGAUUAAGUCUGUCUCCAGUGCUCUAACACAGAUGUCAUUUUUGCACAAAAUUAACAUUGGGCAGCCCUGAAAAGAGUUAUGAGCUGUUUAAGUAAUGUUUAAUGUGGGGCUUAUCUAGCCCCUGGCACAAAAGUGCAAAUAUUUUUUAAGUAGAGUGGGCUUUAACGCUGGUAGAAUGGAAACGUUCUGAGCGGGUUUAAAUCCCUUUCACACAAGGAAGAGAUCUCCUUGGUCAGUUGGUGCCAUAUUUAGUGGCUCCAAACUAGUAGAUGAGCUGUAUGCAGCGCUUUAAAUUAAUUUAAAUCCCCACGUCUGUGCGAUCGCAUUCAUCCAGGGCGUUUCUGAGCCUGAUGCCAGUUGAGAGAGACAUGUAGGAUCCGAAAAGACCGUCAGUGUCUCUCUGCAUGCCCCCGUUUUAAUUGUGAUUGACAGGGGCAGCUUGUAGUGGUUGCAGCACAAUUGUGUGAAUUUGGGAAAUUACUGUGCUGAUGUAUGAGGUUUACAGAGUUUGGUUUAAUGCUGUUUUUGGGUUGUGGAUCGUGUAGGGUUAGGGUACGUGUACGGUUAGUUUGUGUAAGCAUAUAGGUUGGGUUAGGGAUUGUUAACUACCAAAAAUUAGGAUUCUAGACAUAUAAGACAUUUAACAAUUAGGACUGGUUUGUGGAUCAAUUUGGCGUUUUUCUUUGGUUGCACUUGAUGUGUAAAAAUGCAGAUUUCCCCUCUCAUUUUAUUCACACUUAAUGUUAAGUCUGUAUAUAGGAUAUCGAAAGAAGGCUCUUACUGUGUUCAGUGGUAAAAAAAAAAAAAAAUGUAAUAAACCACAAUAUAGAAUAUGUACGGGAGCACUUAAAGAUAAACCAUUAAAUUACAGUUGAACACAUUCUAGGUUUUUAAGAAGUUUGACAAUUGCAUCCAUCCUUAACCCCUUAAGGACCAAACUUCUGGAAUAAAAGGGAAUCAUGACAUGUCACACAUGUCAUGUGCCCUUAAGGGGUUAAGGUGUUAAAUUAACCCUGCAGUGCUAUACAGCAUUAUGGGACAGCAAUGUUGUGGUGUGCAAUAGUCUCAUAGUAUUUAUUGGCUUGAGGGCAUGAGACAAUGUCAUGUCUAGAAAAGCAACAGUGUUGCUUUAAUACCCUUUUCUUAAUGUGUUUAAAGCCAGACUGAACUCGCCUUGGACUUUCCUAAUAGUCUCUUUUUCUUAAAUUAGGUUAUGCUGUUGGCAAGUCCUUCUUUGGAGGAUUUGUACCAUAAAUCUUGUGCUCUCGCUGAAGACCCAGUAGAAGUCAGGGAAGGAUUCCAGCAUCCAGCAAGACUUGUUAAGGUAACAAACUGAGGAAAAGCAUUCUGGGUAAGCCCCAUGCUCAAACCUGUGGGUUUGUGUGAUCGUUUCCCUAAACUGGCAAUAAAUAGACACUAAAUGUACCUUAGAUUGUGUUUAUUGUGUUUUAUAAUCAUUCUGCUUGAGCAGUAAGAACCACUGACUCCACGUGGACCAUUUCAUUUUACUUCUGUUCUCACCUACAAUUUGCAUUCAUUAAAAAUGUACAGGCUCUUUUGAAGACAGGAAGCAGAGGAUUACUGGUAGAAUACAUUCUGUCUAUUCAGGUGAUCUUUAAUUACCAUAUGUUAGAAAUAGCUGGAUAAUGCCAGUUCUCGAUCAGUGCAAACAGUGAGUGAUGUCAUAUGACAAUGGUAAACAAGUGAGAAAAUCCACACUUUCUCUUCACUUGAUCCUGAUGUUACCAGUCACCUUAGAACACAAUGACUCAAGUGUAAAAUCCAUUGCUAUGGAUUGUGACUUACAGACUUGAAGUACUUACGGCCCACCUGUAUAAUAGUGGUGAUGGUUGCACGGAAUAGUUGCAAUCAUUUACCAUCAGCAGUUAAAUUUCGGUGGAAAUAUUUUGGUUUUCUCUAUAAAAUGUUUUCAACUAACAUGUGCAGAAACCACUACGUAGCAGCUAGCUGCACGGCUAUUAGACCUGAUGUUUCUUUUUGCAUUAGACCUCUUUUUCACAGGAAGAGUAUCUGAAUAAAUCAAACAUGCAUUUAAAAAAGCUAGGUAGAGCUCAGAGUAAAGAAAUAAAUAAAAAAAAAAAGCCAGCCCAAUGUCAAUUUUCUCACAUUUAUUUUAUUUUCCUUUAGAACAAUUCUUUUUUUCUUUUAAUUUUAUUUAUUUCUAUUUUUACGCAUAGAAAAAUAUAAUAAUAUACUCUAAGUGCAUCAAUCAACAAAAACAUAAAUACAUUUGAAACACAAAAAUAAAAGAUAAAGUACACAUACAUCUAAUAUUUGUCAAUACCAAUAUAGUUCAUCCUUACUCAUAAUGAACAUAGCUUCAUUAUGCUCAGUAAAUGUAAUUCAUAGAUAUGAGAGAAGUCAGAGUACUUGGAAAGGUGAAUCGGUUGCAGUGGGAAUGAUGGGACAGAUUUGUUAUAAACCUAGUGAUGUGUUUAAAUCUGGUGAUAAGACCCCUUAUACUUGCUGUAUUUCACAAUUCACAAACACGCUGCCACACAGACAUAAUCCACAAUUGUUAGAUAUGUAUUGAUUAGAUUAUGUAGUAACACAUAACCAGCUAUUGGGGGCAGGGGGUACUCUUUGUCCCAGAAAAGGUGCUAAGGGUGGAACACUCCUUCCCACUAAAUUCUAUAGUGAAUAUAUGCAUUUGUCCUGAUGGUUUUAACUAAUGCUUAAAGUGAAUGUUCUACAGAUACCUGGAAAACGAAACUCCUUGUGUUUGUUACAUUUGCAGGAUAUUAUUAUCCUUGCACUUCAAGGUGUCGUCGUCUUCUUUUUUUUUUUUCUUUUUUUUUUUUUUUUUUUUUUUUUUUUUUUUUUUUUUUUUUUUUUUUUUUUAACAACGGGAAGUUGAUUGCUAUAACAAUCGAUUUUUGUAACGUUUUAUAGUCCUAAUCUGGAUGGUGCUGCGUCCCUGGCUGAUAUUGAUUGGAAGACCAAGAAGUAGAAGUCUGACAAACCCAGACUGUAAAUGAACAACGGAGAUCUUUUCUGACAUUCACAAGGCGCAUCUAGAUCCAAGAUGGCCACCUACACGAUCCAACUCCUCUGUGUCCUGUGGCAUGAGAACGCAAAACUGCCUGCAACACCAGCUGGUCCAACGGAGCAUAGAUUCCAGGCCAGUGACAACAGCAGCCCUGUACAGAAAAACAUCCUAGCUGAUGUGGCCUUGCUCCGCACUGAGCAUUUACAGGCCUUAUCAGAUGGCUGGGUUAUUUGGAAACGUUGUCUGUGGGGCCAAGACCAGAAAAUUACUUUACUUGAAAACGCAGUUCAAGCAUUCAGCAACAGAAAACAUUUGAGCAACGAUUUGCAAGCCUAGAAGACGAGUCGCCACAAUAAUUUGAAGAUUAGGGAAAAAUCAGAAGACGUACCAGCAGCAAAGCUUCCACAUUUCCUGAGGCGUUUGUUUGUGGUUUUACGGUCGCUUAAACAGGCAAAGUCCAUCACAUUUGACGGUUACUUUCAUCUCCCCAAGUCACCGAGAGUUCCAGAUACACUACAGAGAAACCUAGUGGUGCUCUUUCAAUCCAGUAGAAACAAAGCGGCAAGCCAUGCCACCAUCAAGGUGACUUUUUAUUACACUUUUGAGAGCUAACCUGUUAUGUAAAUCUCCUCAGUGGCACACAGGAGUUUUGGAGAUCUCCUUUACAUCACUACUCAGAUCGUGGUAUCUGCUAUAGAUGGUGCUUAUUCCGCACUUGUCUGGGUUCACAUGGGGGCUUCUCAUACCCAGUUCAAGAUCUGCAAGGAGCAUCUACAAAGAUCUCCUGGAGACCCUUGGCCUUCCAAAGGCUUCAGACAAGAGAGCUAGACCUUUUUCAUGCUGUGACUAUUCUUCAUGUUUCUUUUAUUUGGGCAUUGGACAGCCCUUUUAAGUUAUCAUCAGCGUAUUUAAUUUUGUAAUUUGCUUACUGAAAGUUCGUAAUAUAUUCUUGGUGAAUCAUAUAAUGUUUUUGGAACCUUGACUUUAAAUAAACAAGAACUGUAAUUUUCUUCUACUCUAGUUUUUAGUGGGAAUGAAGGGUAAAGAUGAAGCAAUGGCAAUAGGAGGACACUGGUCUCCUUCACUAGAUGGAUCCGACCCGGUUAAAGACCCUUCUGUGCUCAUCAAGACGGCUAUCCGGUGUUGUAAGGCUCUGACUGGCAUUGAUUUGAGCUUGUGCACACAGUGGUAAGUAGAAAUUCUGGUGUGGGAAAUGCGUGCCUCUGUUCCCUAACUCGCCCAUGGAUCUUUACAUUGCAAUUGUUUUUCACAAGGAUAUAUUAAAAUUAAAACUCCACAGGUUCUACUUUUGGUAUAAAUUCCUUUUUAAUGAUGACGUCGGAUUCUCAAUUGUAUGUACUGAUUUUCUGUAAUGAAAUAUUCUUGUAAAUUAUGAAGAUUUCUAUUUUUGGUUUUUAUGGGUUUUUUUUUUUUUUUUUUCUUCACCCAGCUCCAGAUCAUCGAAGAAAGCCUCAUACUCUGGCUCUGACAUAAAAAUAAAAAUUAUGUGGUCGUGUUUUCUAAUGGUAUUUCAAGCUUUGUUGUAUCAGCAGAUUAUAUUAGUAGUACACUAGUAGGUUAUUUAACAUUUUAAUUAUUUUUUUUUUUUACCAUUUUUAUGGUUUAAAUAUUAGCACGAUAUUGAAUGCUGCCCUCAAAACAAUGCUUCGACUUGCCUGAAGAAAACUGAUGACUUGUAUAAUUUAUGAUUAUUAUUUUAAUUUUUUUGUAGAUAACCUACAGCUAGCUGUUCUUGAUGUGCUACAAGAGAACUAGGCUCUAAAUAUACUUUACAGAUUUUGUUUUUCCAACAUGCUUCUUCCCUUGCGACAGGUAUCGUUUUGCAGAGAUCCGCUACCAUCGCCCUGAGGAGACCCACAAGGGGCGUACGGUUCCUGCUCAUGUGGAGACAGUGGUUUUAUUUUUCCCGGAUGUUUGGCAUUGCCUUCCCACCCGCUCAGAGUGGGAAAACCUGUGCCGUGGAUACAAGCAGCAGCUGACCGACAAGCUUCAGGGUGAACGCAAGGAAGCUGAUGGAGAACAGGCACUGAACGCUAAUCCCUCUUUCUAUUUCCGCUUCUCGCAGGCACAGGAAAACAGGCAUAACCACAGCACACACUAAACACACACUUCAAAUAUGCCUUGCGUCGACCGCAGUGUAGUAAAACUGUUUACAAGUUUCCAAACAUUGGGAGGGGAUAACUAAAUGAUUGACGAUAAAGAUUCAAACUGAUUUUAUUUAACUUUAAAUUUGGUUUCAAUUUAUACUAGACUUAGUUGUGGGGAGCUGACUUAAUUUAGCAAAAUGUGGCCCAAUCCAACAUAUUGCAUAUAAGAUUCACAUCUAUCAUUUUAAUCCCUUAUUACUGCAAUAUUAUUGUCAACAAUCUUUGAUUUUUAGGCAUAACUUAAAGAUCAAAAAAAGUAGCGAAAAAUAAAAUUAACAUAAGGAGUUGUGAAUCUGUACACUGUAAAGUCAUUGUAGACGAGCAGUGUCGACAUAUCCAGGUUUCAUUCAUUUUAUUCAUCGUUCUUUAUUUCACAGAUCUGGCUUUGAUUGACUUAGUGGUCAGUGAAAGUGGUAGAAUGUGUCUGUGCUCCUCAACAAGAGCUGUAGGAGAAGAUAAUGAGGAAAAAUUGUGACCUUACUACUUGCACGGACCUGCAACAGAAUACGACUUUCUGGAAAUCGAUUAUUAACCUUUUCUUUUCUUUUUUUUGCUUUAGGAAGAAGAGGAGAAAGAAGAUGGGGAGGCCAAAGAAAUUUGUAAUCCUACUCAUUGGUCAAAACUCGACCCAAAGAUAAUGAAGGUACUUUGAUCAUAGUUCUAACCUGCGUUUGUAAUAUAAAAUUAUAUUUCCAAUUUAUUAUGAAAUACAUUUGUUCUCUCAUGGGGACACAGGGUUAACCUUGACUCUGUCAACUACUGUUUAUCAUGAUGAGAACUGGUAGUUGUAUGUGGUGUGUUUUUAUUGGAGUUACAAACUUGAUUGAAAUCAGAUUCUAUCAAAGAUUGAGGAGAAACUGAAGAAAGACAUUUAUUUUUUUUUCAUUCUUUAUUUUUUCAGUGCAUAUAUAUAUAACACAACGCGCAUGUGGUACCCCAAUGGCAAUCCACAUGCUUUUCAAUAAGUCAUAACAGUGGGAUACCUGGUAAUACUUGUACAAUUUUAUAUGAAUACGAGAGGUCAGUUCUAUUUCGAGUAGCUUAUGUGUAGAUUUAGUGAGUGUAACAAGAUGUUAAUUAAGGUUAUGCAUAGAGACUUGUCAAUCAGUUUUUCUUUGAGACAUGUAUAAGCUAGUACGUUCAGUAAGAGUAAACAUGCAUCCCCACAGUAUGAGUAGAUAGGACGUGGCGUAUACUGCCAAACUAUGCCUCUUCCUGUGUUUUUAGUAAAUUAACGUUAGAGGCAGAGGAGUAUGUCGUCACGACUAGAACACAUCUAUGGAGAUAUAUCCAUCUAGUCUGCCUAGAGUCAUCGUGUAUGCAGGGGGAAGAAAGACAUUCUUAAAAGGCCAUUACAUCAGUGUUCAGGGUUAUUUUUUUUGUUGUUUUGUUUUUGUUUUUUUUGGUGAACUAACCUUAAACUAACCUUCAUGGUUUCCAGUUAUCUUCUUUUGGAAGUAACAAAUGGGGUGUCAGUUCAUUUACAUCGCAUUUCUCACCUCAACCCUUUGCUCCCAGGCCAUCUCACAGAGGCUGGUUUUACACUUCUGUGGCAAUCACCUUUAUUUCGCCCAUGGUCUUCUCGGAUUGUCCUGUUAGGGGACACUUCUCCAACCAGUAAAAAAAAGAACAAAAAAAAAAAAAAAACACUCCUCUGUGACACUGACAUGACAUGCUGGCUACAUUGCCAGCAUCUGAAUAGUGAUGCCCGUCACUCAGUUCCAUUACUACCUAACCAGCACUAGCAGCAUCUGUUGAAGAAUUGAUAAGUCGGAGAAAGACUUUUUUUUUUUAAAUGUAUACAUUUGCUAUCUCAUUGUAUAGAAUUUAAUGUUUUUAAAAAGCGUUAUCAAUGGGCACUUGUGCUUGAAUCACUCUUAUUAUGCUGUUUAAUGUGCCUUGUUAACAUAUAGAGUAGAUUGAUGAUAUAAGUGAGGAUUGUUAUUCAUAGGAGACCUGGCUAAUUUGGUAGCCUAUAAAUAUUGUAACGGAUGAGCAUGUGUGAGGUCGACGGCUACUUGAUGGAUGACCUGAGUAGAGCAGCUGUCCGUAAUAGUGUCUACUGGCUAGUCUUUUCAAAGACAAAAGCCCAACUAGUCACUGUGAAAUAACGCAAAUGAUUAUAGUUGUACCUGUAAGGAAGAAACCCAAGACCGUAGCUCAUUAGGCAUGAAAACAAAGUCCUAUGUUUAUCUACCUGGGGGUCCAUAUGGCAGGAAGACUGAGGAGGGUGGAUAGGCCGGGCAGCCAAGUCUAAGAGAAAAACUGCUGGAGCAAGUCGUUUGUUUCCAUGGUUAUUGCUCCACGUAUAGCAUUUUGCGUUAGUAUUUCUCUUUAUGUAUAUCCCUCAUAAUGUCUUUCAGGUAAAUGAUCUUCGUAAGGAGUUAGAGAGUCGAACUCUCAGCUCUAAAGGUCUGAAAUCACAACUUAUUGCACGUCUGACUAAGCAGCUUCGAAUAGAGGAACAAAAAGAGGAACAAAAGGAGCUUGAGAAAUCUGAAAAAGAAGAGGAUGAGGAAGAAGAAAGAAAAUCUGAAGAUGACAAAGAGGUUUAUAGCUGUUCUAAUUAUUUAUAAAUAACGUGUAGUAUAGUAUUCACACCAGGGUGGGUUUUAAUGAAAUAAUAAUUGCAAUCACUAGUCAAACUUGAUUUUAAAUCCUGAUUUCUCUGUGUAAGCACUCAUUUUUGUUUGUUUUAAAUAUUUGCAGUCAGUUGAAAAUUUCAUAUUAAGAAUAACUUUUCAUAUUUGUUUGCUGUUACAUCUGAUCUGAUUUAUGUUACAUAGAUAACGAUUAAAUAUGAAGGUGAACUAUCUAUAGAUUAAUAGGUUAUUAACUCCUAUUCGGGGAAUAACUUGUUCUGUUUAGCUAAAACAAUACAUUUUAUACAGCAUACAUAUUUUUUAAUUUGCUGAAUCCUCAGUCUUUAACUGAAGUGGUUAUAUUUGUUGGGUAGAUUAGGAAAGAAAGCAAAAAUUAAAUACUUUAAAACUGUCUAAGUCUAAAUAUGUAUUUGCGUUUCCUGCUAGGAAGAAGAAAGAAAACGGCAAGAGGAUAUAGAACGCCAAAGGCGGGAGAAGAGAUAUGUUUUACCAGAUGAACCAGCAAUCAUCGUACACCCAAACUGGUUGGCCAAGAAUGGAAAAUUUGACUGUAGUAUCAUGUCUCUUAGUGUCCUUUUAGAUUAUCGAAUAGAAGACAAUAAGGAGCACUCAUUUGAAGUAAGUUGUGAUUCAUUCUUGGCAGUGUCACCCGUAAAAAUACCUUAUUUUUAUUUAAUGUUUGCUAAUAUCCCGAUCACUUGUAAUUUCAGGUGUCUUUAUUUGCGGAGCUUUUCAAUGAAAUGCUUCAAAGAGACUUUGGGGUGCGAAUAUAUAAGGAAUUUAUAACUCUCCCAGAGAAAGAUGAAAAGAAAGAGAAGGAGAAGAAAAUGAAAAAGGAAGAGAAGAGAGAUAAGAAAGAAGAUAAGGAUGAGGAUGAUGAUCCGAAACCCAAAAGGAGAAAAUCUACAGAGGACAAGAUCAAGCUGGAUGAGCGAGAUGAAAAAAAGGUCUCUAGUGUAUAUGUGCUAUAUAACUUUACAUAUAUUUGUAGAAGUGUAAUCAUAAAUUGUAAGCACAGGUUCAGUGAUGAUGCUUUCGGGAGAGGUGCACAACCUUUUAAGAGAAGGGAUCAGAUGACUGACUGAAGUUUUUACCAGGGACCAGUGCCAUAUGAUGUCAGAAAAGUGAUAUUUCUGAAAUCCAAAUUUAUUUAUUUUUCUACCGUAACCUGCGGUCUGUGUGUCUCCCUUAAACAAUCCCCUCCACAUGUUUGUCUCUUCUAAAACUCCCUUCUGUGUGUGUCUCUCACAUUCCCCAUUUCCCUUUGCAGACCCCCUCCUAUGUUUUUUGCCCUGCAGCAGCCCUUCUCUGAAGAUAAACGUACAUUGACAUGUGCUGUGCCAGCCAUUGAGAGGCAGGUUAUGAUCUAUCCAUUUUGGAUUCUGAUUUUUGGUUAAACUUGGCAGCUCAGCUCAAGCUUCAUAAGGUUUAAUGUUUUCUGCAAUCAUGUCCUCCUGUGUUCAGUUGCCCCAGCAAGGAAAGUUCUUUCUUGUUAAUGUGUAAAUUAAAAAAUUAGACAUUUUAAAUUUACAGUUAUGAAACCAAACAUUAAUUUGCAUUUAUCUUCUAUAAUCUUAUGCAGACCUGAUGCAGCUUUUGCAAUAUAUCUUUCUGUUGAAAUAACCCAUUACAUUACACUGCAGAGAGAGGAUCGUAGAAAAGAGGAUUCCCGUGAUGAGGAAGAAAUGGAAGAUGAGAACCAAGAGGAUUAUGAACCCAUUGGAGCUGAAGAAGAUGAUGGUGAUUUUGAUGGUCAGUUUAGUACCAUAAAUUAACACUCUUAAGUACCAUAACCACUACAGCAUAGACAGUGUGCUGACUUCAGUGAGAGUGGCACAUGAAAUAUAUAUAAUUGUGUAAUUCUUGUAGAGACAUAUAGUCACACACACAGACACCACAGAUCCACUCUUCACCUCUCUUCUCCCCAUCUCUCUUUACCAUCUCCUUUUUAAAUCCAUUUUCUCUUCCUGUUUCUAUUCUCACUUUUAUUAAGUAUUGUGCUCACCUUAGUUCUGUUCCUCUCCAUAUAUGUGGUGAGUUCAGAAUACCUCUUGUGUCAUUGGACUUUGCUCAUAAGAAAAGCAGCCGUGCUAUUUAAAUAACAGACUUCUCUAUGAUAUUUUCCAAAUAUAGAUGCACAAUAAUAUUUUUCUAGUACAUGUAGGGUUAUUCACUAAACAAGAAAUUAUAGGUAAGUGACCAGAAAAUUGCAAAUCUUAGGGCAAGGUGGAGAUUUUAUUUUUUUCCAAUUUGGAUUUUCUUAGCCUUUGUGUAAAAUGCCCAACCAUUCUCGUUUUGGUAAAAAAAAAAAAAAAAACUUCCAUAGUAAUGUAUAUUAUGUCUGUAGACCGAGAGGAUGACGACGACGAUUCAAGCUGCAAAGAUAAACGUGAAGACAAGAAAGAAAGUAAAAGGUGCCACAAGGAAUGGCUGCACAAGGAGAAGGUAUGGUUGAGAUCGGAUUUGUCAUUGUGUUUUAUAAACUUUUUUUAACAUUUGAUUAUUCUUGAACAAGUGAGUCUUGUAUAAAUAGAAGUGCUGUUGCAAUUUAACCCUUUCUGAAUGUUGACAGGACACCUUGUUUUCUGGUGAGCCACUGUAGGCUCAUACUAGCCUGAUUGUUGCACAAUAGUGCUUUGUGAAAAAAUAAAUUCUGUAAAAUGAGGACAGUCUGUUUACAUUCAUGCAGAGCAUUCCUGGUAAUUGAUCUUUGACAUAUACAGUAGAAUGCUCUCUGAAUAUACAGUACUACAAAAUCGUAAUUUUUUUGUGUGUCUGUUUAUGUGGGACUGUGUAUAUCACACACUACCAGACAGACACAUUUGGACAUACGCAAGUACGCAUUCCAGAUACCUAGGCACCCUGCCCUAACACACAUAUUGCUACAUAUAUGCACACACAUUCACAGUAAAACUAUUUUUGCCCCCAUCUUUUGUUUGUUUUAGCAGCAGGAGUGUGGCUUUCCUGGGGACAGGGCUGGCCAUUGUCAGAUCACUGAUUUUGUCCCACGCUCUAGCAUCCUUUCUCCCAGCGCUGCCCAUCACUGUGCAUCACCAUAUCCGCUAGUGCUGACCACAUGGUAGGCACUAGCGGAAAUUAAAAGCAACAUCCUUCCCCCCUCCAAUUCGUCCCUGUGGGAUCCCGGUCAGGCUUGUUAAUGAUCAGAUCAGCUGAUGUAGCCAGCAUGUUUGGGUUUGUCUGUCUACACGCUGUGCAAAGGUACCUAGUGUGCCAUAGGUUACCACCCCUGCCCUAGAUAUAUGGGCAAUAUCUCAGUCCCCUAUGGUAAUUUCAACUAACCAUGAACAAUCUAACAGCCAACUACUGCUGCAAAUUAGAUUGUUUUACAUGUUUGUAUUGAUUAACCUGAUGAGCUGCAAGGUGACAUGGAAUGGGAAACAUUGUGUAUCUACAAAAAACAAAUGUUUUGCAUUGUUCAGACUCCAUAAUUAAUUUCAGAGUUUUGUUUCUCGUUUUUGUUUUUUUUAUGCCCAGUGAUUUUCUAUGGUUUUAAUCUAGGCUGAGAACUGAUGCUGUAAAAAAAAAAUCCUGGGCAACGUAUUCUGCAAUCGGUCAUAUCUGCACAGAGCUGUGUAUAUGAGCAGGCAUUAUAUCUAGACCAGUCUGUUCAUUCCAUCUGCUCAUUAUUUAUUUGAGCUGUCUGUCUCGCUAUCUGUGUCAUGUAUGAGGCUGGUCAUUUUCUUUCAAUUAAUGGUGAUAUGUUAUUGUAUGCCUUUACACCAGUAACUAUAGAAUUAAAUUAAUAUUAUCGUUGACAAACUAAUUUUCAUAAUGUUGCCAAUAUUUUAGGAGAAAGACAAGAAACAGAUGGUAACCGUUAACCGAGAUCUUUUGAUGGCUUUUGUCUAUUUUGACCAAAGUCACUGUGGCUACCUACUGGAGAAGGACUUGGAAGAGAUCAUGUACACUCUUGGACUACAUCUUUCUCGUGCUCAGGUAUUCUGUCAUGUAAAUGUAAAGGAUAAAUCUGGCUUUAUUUUCAUUCAUUAUUUAUACAAAUUACUUUUUGUGUUCUAAAUACAAAAAGCAAUAAGUUAAAAGAAUUAUUUUGUUCAGUUUUACCCUAUGACAAUUUAUUUCCACCAAUAAACUGUUAUCUCGUGCAAUGACCCAAAUGCAUAUAUUUCUAAAGUUUUUCAGAUUGUUCCAGACACAUUUCUCAUUUGACGUGUUUUGGCACCCCACCAAUUUAAAUCCGAUUCACAAUAGACUAUAGAUUUAAAGUAAAAACACCCCAGUGUGUUUCUUUAGAUUAUGUUGUGCAUUUUUUUAAGAUCUAACCUACACUUAGAACCUAGAUCUUAUUCUAUAUUAGCCAAUGAGCUAGCCCUGCAUGAUGCUCAGACUUCAGCUUAGGAGAACUAACUUAACCUCCUGCUAGGUUCCAUCUGCCUGACGUCCAUAGUGAAGGCAGGGAACAGUGCCCAGCUAAACACCGUUAAGUCAAACCAUUCUAAAUCGGUUUGACUCCGGACAGUGGUGGCCACCAGGGUAUUAGAGGAAAUUAAAAAAAAAUCUAUUGCCUCCUUUGUUACACGGAAAGAUUGAGAUAUAAACUACAGUUCUGCUGGUGGUGAGUACUCAUGCAAUGCACACUUUGUAAUCCAAGGGUUCACUUUGAGAGUGCAACAAGUGUGUUGCUGAUGUGUGCAGUGCAUAAAUCUGUCUUUGAACAAUGCAGAUGGGUGAGUUGCAAAAACAUCAGCAAUGUACAUGGAUUAAGUUCUAUAUUUGUCUAAGAGAUAGAUGCAUAACUAUAUCUAGAUCUAUAUCUAGAUUGAUAUCUAUAUCAUUGUCUGUAAAUAAUAUUUAUUUCUCUACCUGACUCAGACCUGAUCAUUGCCAAAUUUGUGCACGUCCAAAGUAAAAUUAUUUUUGUUUGCAUUUUGAUUAAAUGGCAAGUAUGAUGUUUAUAUCUCUUAGCUGCAGUUACGUUCGUUCCACCUCUAUUGCCAUAUUACCUUUUAUUUUCUGUAUUUAAAAUAAUUUGGAAUUUUUAAUUCUGAAUUGCUUUUUGGUUGUUUGUUUUUAAAGGUGAAAAAACUGUUCAAUAGAAUGUUGCUGAAAGAAUCUUGCUUUUACCGCAAACUUACGGACACUUGUGCGGAGGAUGGAAGCCAUGAAGAGUUGGAACCAAUGCAUGACGAUGUUCUAGGUAAUUAGGCCUUCCCUAAAGCUGAGUCUUUUUAUACAACUUAUAGUAACUGCAUGUUAACGUAAAUAGGCCAAAAUAUAUUUUUGGUUGUUUGGCUUGUUCUCUCCAUGUUCCUCUGACCUAUUAGAAUAAGUUGUGUUAUAGCUGUAUGAAGGGCAGAACAAAAUAUUUUGACUACUUCUGUGGCAAUGCAGUCUUGUUUUCUUCUAUCAAAACAAACCUACCUGACCUUCACUGACCUUUUAACCAGUUUCUUGUCAAUGUUUAAUUUUCAUUUUUGAAACACUUCACAUGUAAUCUUUAGUAUGUGAAAGCAUGUCCUUCACAUUUGUCAGUUUAGGCAGGAAGACCACCUAAAGAUGGGGAAGUCAGGUUCCACAUGAAGGACAUUGAAAUCUCAUGUCUUGAUGGCUCUUGGGGCAAUUACAUUGUUUAUUUUUAAUUCUCCUGUCAUCAUUUAUCUCACAUGGAGCAUCAACUGCACAAUUUUGUCACUGCUCAUUCUACUUCUCAAGACGUGUCAAUAUAGUAGCUGCCUAUUCCUGCAAAGCUAAAACAUUGCUGAACAGAACUAACUUUGGCAGCAUGGAGAACGCUGAUAUCAUUCUCUUAGUCCACUAGAGAUAAUACAAGUUGUCUUACCCUUGCCAAGUCACUGCUGGUGUGUGUAAAGCAAUUCCAAGUAAGCAUAGUUAGGGAAGAUUCCUAUUAGAUGUGGUUUCACAAUAACAAUGACUUUUUUGCUCUCCUUUACCAGCAAACCAAUUUUUGAUUCUACUUGUUCGUUCCACCUGUAGGAGUGUUAAUCUGCUCUGUCUGCGACACAUUUUCUUAAAAAUUCCACCGUUUAUAUGCAUUCUACUGCUCCCCGUUAACAGAUGGUUUCAGUUUUGUACAAGAAACUUCUGGCCAGUACACAAAAUAAUUUCUAUGUAUCGCUCUGGAAAGAUUAAAAAAAUUGCAAAGACAUUUGGUGAGAGAUCUAGCCCCAAAUGUUACACAUAUAGAAAAGUGGCCUGCUGAAAAUUAAAUGCCAAGUAUCUGUUUCACUAUUCCAUUUUAAAAUCUGUUUUGUUUCAGGUAACUGUUUGUUUCUGCCAUCCAAAGCUAUGAAAUCUGGAAUGGCACAGGUAGAAGAUAAAGGAGGCCUUAUUGUAUAUAAUGGUGCCAUGGUUGACAUUGGAAGUCUUCUACAAAAACUAGAAAAAAGUGAAAAAGCCAGAACUGAGCUAGAACAGAGACUUCAGUCCCUGGAAUCUAAAACAGGUAUGGUACAUCCCAAUGCCAUUUCAUUCAUUAAAGGGACACUCCAAGCACACUCUUACAGCUUAUUACUAGUUUUGGUGUAGUUUCUCCAUUCUUUCACUGAACCAUUUUCAAGAAGCAUGACAAAGCAUUAAGAGUUUUCCAACACCCUAAGCACGCCCCUCCGUGUAAUUUCAUUCACCGCCAUAUCUGUAUGCAGAAAGUGGGAAACUUACAGAUGAAAAUCACUGUUUAAUGUAUUAAUGUAUCUCCGCCACCAAAGCGAUACAGGUGACUUUAUCAAAGGGAUUAACGGCUAUUACUACUUAGCUUAAACCCACAUAUAAUUGGGUUAAAUGUCCUUAUGACUCAAGCUGAAAGGUGGACUUUUGUUGCUGUGGAAUAACCACCCCAAAUUUAAUUUAUUUAUUUUUUAAUUUAAACUGUACUUCCCAUGAUGCUUAUCAAACCUUUAGACCACUAUUAGCCAUUAUUCUGCUAGAAGGACACUCCACUGUCCAAAUAAGAAUAAUAAAUAAAUAUAUAUAAAACUCGCUGUUAAGUAAAUCUAGAUCUCUUGUCUGCUGCCUUUGCUAGGUUUAAAGUGUGCUCCGCACUCGCUGCACAUGCACAUUCCGGGGGACGGGUAAAUAUUUGAAGGGCGAGAGGGACACUAUUGUGUUAUGAAUAGAGCGUUGUAUUCUUAACACUAUAGCGUUCCUUAAACUAGAAGAAAAACAAAGCAAAAAAUGUUUGCCAUCGUUUGCAUUAAAACUGAUUGCAAGUACUGUUGUAUUAGAUGAAUGUAUUCAGAUAUAUCCUUUGCACAUUUUUUUUAUUUAUGGAAUUUAUUUUUAUUUUAUUUAAAUUUUCUAUUUGACUUGUCACAGAGGAAGAUGAAAAGACAAUUUCUCAACUAGAAGUUUCUAAUAAAAAUUUGUCUGGGGAGUUGAAAGAGGCCAAAAACAGUGCACUUAAUUUACAAGCGUGUUUGAAAACAGCAGAAGAUACAAAGUCACAAUAUGAAGACCAGCUAAAUAAAACCAUAAAGAACCUCUCUACAGCCAUGGAAGAAAUCCAGGGAGUUUUAAAUAGGGUGAGUGAUUACAUUUUCCUUAAUCCUAAACCUCUAAGGAAAAGUUAUUGAAUUUAAGGGUUAGAAAUAGGUGAGUGUCUAUGUGAUGGCUCUUCAGCAUGGUUUGAUCAACCAGUGUUCAUGUAGGAGCAUCUGUAAAUGUCAAGGAAGAAAUGCUUUUUGCAAAUGAUUUUUAAAAAAGUUUUUUAUAUAUUUUAUUUUUCACGUGCAAAUGGUAACAAGCAUGUUUGAAAUGCCACAAUAGCUGUAUCAAGCGUAUUACUAUCAUUCAACUUGGGUCAACAAUAUGGCAUCUUGUAUAUACUGCACAUUUUAUAUUUAAGUAACGUUGGCACUGAGGAUAUUCAACUAGUGGUGGCACAUGUUGUGUUGUGUUCAAGCGUGGGUCUUGUAGUGGGUAGUGAGUUGGCUGGACAGUGAUAAUUGCAUGCCUCUAGUGUGGGUCAUAUCUAAGUGUCCAUGGUAAAUGAGGCAUUCCAUGUGUUUGUUGUGCGAGAUCUUCUUGUGGGCAUUGUGCGUGGGAUGCAACUAUGAAUGGGGUUGGGUGGCUUGUGGACUGCUAUGUGAGGUAACCCGGGGGGAGGGUGGGUAGUAGAAAGAGAGAGAACGGGCUCUUAAUGGUCUUAACCCUGUCUGGUGGCUGAGUGGUUGUGAAUAUUGCUGGUUCAACGGGGCUGGUUGGUGCGUGUUCCCCUCGGGCGUGUGUGACUAAGUGUGCCCCCUGUAUUGGUCCCUGUGAGGACCAUUAUAGCGUGUUUAGUGGAAAAUAAAAUCAUAUAACCAAAAGCUAGGAAGUUAGGCAACUUGAGCAUGUGUGGCUGUUAUGCGCCUAGAGUUCUCUUACAUAAGCCCUAGGGGCUAGUCCGUGGGUCAGUAGGACCAUGUAGAGUCAAGCGUGGCUUCAAUUGCUGUCGCAGACCCUUCGGGCAGUGGUUGCAGUGCUUCUCCGUUAGAUGUGUGAGAAGAUAUAUCCCCAGUUAACUAGGGUUGCAAACCUUUAGGGAAGUGUCCAGCACAUUGGACGAGAUUGUCCUGGUACGGGUUUGUGGUAGCAUCUGCGUAUGCGGUCUUACCCAUUCCCCGUGGGAUGAAGGGGACGGUCUUCACUGGGUCCCAUUGUGGUGCGGCCGUUGUCGUUUUUGGUGCAGUGAUGGGUGGCAGCCCCUCCAGUAGCGGGCCCAGUAGGGCUGUUGCUUCUUGGAUGUCCGAGAUGGAGUAGACCUGGUUGGCAUGCUGUAUUUGCAGUUUGCGCGGUGCGCGCCAGCGGUAGCUUAACUGCUGAUCUUGGAGCAGUGUGGUAAAAGGUUGUAAGGACCUGCGCCACUGCAGUGUCUCUCCUGACACAUCUGCAAAGAAGGAUAGGCUCAUAGAUUCAAAGCUGUAGGUGGCGGACCCUUUCAGGGCUGCUGGAGCACCGUCUUCUCGGUCGAGCUUUUGAACUUCACCACCAGGUCUCGGGGGGGGGCUGCCUCCGGGGCUCUCCAGGGUUUCGGGAUUCAGAAGGCUGUCUCCAAGCUGAUGUUCCUGGCUUGUUUAGGUGUUGGUAGAGCUCCUGUGAGCCGCCUUACGAGAUGUGGGAGUUCCUCUUCCGGGAUUCUGCGGAUCUUUAAGUUAUUGCAGCGCCUGGCGUCUUCCAUAGCUGCAAAGUGUGGUUCAUUCUUGGCUUGCUGUUGUUGAAGAGCCUGUAUUUCUUGUUUUUAGCUCUGCGAUGUCUUGUGUGUGUGCCGCGUGGUAUUUGCUUUGACCACGUCGAUGCGGCUCACUAGGCCCGUGAGGUCUGAGCGUAGUUGUGCUACAUCUGCCUGCAGGGUUUUCUGUAGGUUGCCCAGUAAGGUCUUCAGCAGCAUCGCCGUUACCAGUUCCGUGACCGCUGGGCUCUGUGCCGGUUGUUGGGGUCUCGCUGGAGGCAGGCUGCCAGUGGCCUCAUCUGGGUUGAAGUCCCCCGAGGAGUCAGAAAAGUCCUCGUGGUCAGCGGCCAUCUUGGGGCCAUAUACCCCUUGCGCCUGGUGGAAUAAAUCCCGUAUGCUGGCCCUCUGCUUGGGUCGGUCCGAUUUUUGCCAUUUCGUCUUCCUCCCAAUUGCAGGUCAGGGUCGUCUUGGCAUUUUUAUUAGCAGUUGGGUAUCCGAAAAAUGUUAGUUUAUGCUGGGUAUCUACAGAGCCCAUCUAUCCUGCGUCUGCUUGGCUCGGCUGUCUUUGCAAAUUUGGAAGAAAGGCAUUUUGACUGGAACGCUGGUGGGUUCUGUUCAUAUUUUUGGUAUCUGGAUCUUUCACCUUGUACCUUGUAUGUAAAUCUUAUUUAGGCGUGUAAAUACCGUUUUUUAUAAACAUGUUUGUUUUUUGUUUGCCAAUAUGAAUUUAAUUAUUUUAUGAAUCUAUGGAUUGUUGUUGAACUGGAUUUUCUAAUAUAGAUUUUUUUUUUUUUUUUAAAUGUGUUUUACUGUAUGAUGUUUAUUUUUAGAGUAUCGAUUGAUUUAAACUUUGGAUGAAGAUCUCUGCAGCCCAGUCUUUAAUACAGUUUGUUACACUCCAGUUUAAACAUAUCUUCUUAUACUAGAGAUGGGUGGCUGUAAUAGUUUGAGAGAUCAGCUGAUGCCAUCACUGAUUGGGCUAAUGGGGAAAUAUUAGAGUGAUAAGCAGAGAGGGGUGAGGCUGCAGGCCCCAUAGAUGUUCUCUCAAACACAAUCCAUUAGUAUACCAUUUUUACUAUUGAAUCGAGAGCUGCCGCCAGGGCAAUCUAGGCACCAUACCUACAUCAGUGUAGUUGAAUUGAUCAUGGUGUUUAGACUGUAGAGUGUCCCUUUAAGCAAAAGUUAAACAUGCUUUGAGAUUCCCACGAUUCCAGUUUUAUUUACUAUUGUAGGAGUAUUUUGCAAUAAAAAAAAGAAAUUGUUCGGGAGCUUGCCGCAUGCUGUCAGGCAAAAUUCCAUGCUCAUGGACUUAUUUCACUCCUGUAUAGCUUACAACCAGAAUAAGAAGCCUACUAACUUUUAUUGCAUUUUCACCAUAAUAGCAAGUGCCAGUUGGUUAAGUACAAACAAGAGAAAUCCAAAGACUAUCCUAUUUCUAUUAGGUAUUCAAAAAAAGUGAUUCUCAAGAAGACAAAUAGUAGAGGCAUCCAUAGCCAAAAGAAGCCAAAUAGAUUAUGGGCGUUUUUCAAAAUAUGCCUCUUAAAAAGGUAGCUUGUGCAGCUUUUUAUGAAAUUUCCCACUGUACUUUUGUUUUUUGUUUUCCCCCUCUACUUGUGCUGUUUCACGCUCGCUGUAAACACAAGACCUCUUCUUAAAGUAAAUGGCAUUAUUUAAAUUUCAGGCUCAGCAGUGCUUAAGAGUACCGUAAACAUCAGUAAUUUAUAGUACUACAGCCACCCUUUCUUCUGUAAUUGUUUAUACUAACUUGUCAUGCUUUUAGUGCAGGUCAUUAUUUCAAAAUGAAUUUUCCCCUGAUACAUAUAUCUAUGCGAUUUCUGGAUCUGCCCUGGGGAUAGCAAAUUUCACAGAUAAAUUAUUGUCCUCCCAUCCAAGGUCACAUUCCUAAUGGAACAAGGAAUGAUUGCAGCCAGAGAUGGUCCAAUUUCAGCAAGCCACGUACCUCACUUAUUAAAAGUAAUUUUUUUUUUCUUUUUUUCUUUUGUGUUUUAAACUCUAGAAACUUUAGCUUGAAAUGGAGUUUAUUUCACGUGUUAAUGAUCAGUAACAGAGUCUGGGUGCCUGUUUGUGUAAAAUGUAAACGGCAAAUGUUUUGAGGAGUGUGUGUUUUUGCUCAGCAUAUACCCUGUAGCACAGUGUACUCGACUGCAGUUAGGCAUAAAUUAUUAAUGACAGUGUAAACUGCUGAGCCAUUACAAAACACUUUAGAGUAGUAUAGCAACCAUUUGUAUUCUUUAUUGAUUUCUGUAGAGUUUCUUUGUAGUUGUCUGUAGCACAUUACAGAUGCUGUUCACAGUUCACCUGGUUGUUGUUUUUUAAACACCUCUUAAUUAUUAUUAUAAUUUUUUUUAAUUUAUAAAGCGCCAGUUUAUUCCGCAGCGCUUUACAAUAAGAGGGGAAUUUACCAUUACAAAAUGUAACAGGAACAAUAGGUAGUUGAGGACCCUGCUCAAACGAGCUUACAAUUUAGAGAAGGUGGGGUAUAAAAACACAAUAGCAAGGGUAUUGAGGGAGAUGGCAAAUAGACAUGGUGGGAAGUUAGCAGAACUGAGGUGAGAGUGGAGUGUUGCCCUAUAGGAGAGAGCGAGAGGAAGGUUUGAGAGAUAGAAGUUACUUUUGGAGGCCAUAAGUAAUCCUGAAAAUGUGUUUUUGAGGGGCUUCUUAAAGGAUUGAAGACUAGGGGAGAGUCUGACAGAGGUAGGCAGGCUAUUCCAAAGGAAAGGAGCAGCCCAUGAGAAGUUUUGCAGGCAAGAAUUUGCAGUAAGGGUGCGAGCAGCAGACAGGAGAAGGUCACCAGUAGAGCGGAGAGACUGAGAGGGGGCAUACCCAAGAAUCAGUGAAGAAAUGUAAGAGGGGCUAGAGUUGGUUAGGGCUUUAUAGGUGUUAGUAUUUUAAAUUGACAUCUGUUGGGUACAGGAAGCCAGUGUAAGGAUUGACAAAGGCAGCAGAGAGGUCAAGAAGAAUUAGUAUGGAGUAGUGGCCUUUGGAUUUAGGUCAUUAGUAACUUUAAUAAGAGCAGUCUCAGUAGAGUGGAGGGGGAGAAAGGCAGAUUGAAGUGGGUCAAGAAGAGAAUUGGAAUUGAGGAGAGGAAUAUGAGUAAAAACAUAUCUUGCUAGAAGUUUUAAAGAAAGACUUAGGGAUAUGGAACGAUAGUUGGAAGGGGAAGACUGGUCUAGGUAUGGAUUUGUUUAGGAUGGAUACAACAUUAGCAUGCUUAAAUGGAGCAGGGACAACACCAGAUGAAAGAGAGCAGUUUUGGAUGUGCGUUAAGGAUGGUACAAGACCAGGGGAGAGAAAUCUGAUAAGGUGCGAAGCCACCUCCUGUUCUGUAGCUGGGGAGAAGGCCUGUAGGGUAGGGAAGGUACGGUCGAUGUGUGGUUGCCAAAGGGGUGGGAGAAUUCUUUCCUUAACUGUUCAAUCUUGUCGGUAAAGUAGCAUGCAAGGCUAUCUGCCGAAAGGUCAGUUUGAAGGAUGGCUUGAGGUGGGCAAAGGAGAGAAUUGAAGGUAUUAAAGAGACGCCUGGGAUUGCGUGAGCAUGAACUAACACGAGAUGAAAAGUAAGAUUGUAUAGCAAGGGUGAGGGUUGUGCUAUAUGAAGACAAAAUUAAUUUAUAAUGAUAGAAGUCUGACAAGGUGUGGGCCUUCCUCCAGCAGCAUUCUGCUGAACGGGAGCAUCUCUGCAGGUAGCGUGUUGAUUUGGUGUGCCACGGUUGGAGGCGCGCCCUUGGAGCGGGGCUGCAAUGUCUAGGGCAGAGGUGAGGGUAGCAUUAUAUAAGGAGAUAGCCAAAGAGGGACAGGAGAGGGUAGUGAUGGAUGAGAGUUCAGAAUGGAUUACAGUUGAUAGCUGCUGGAGAUCAAGAUAAUUUAAAUUCCUCUUGAGUUGAGGGAGAUUAGGUUGAGGAUAUUGGGUGUGGGGACACUCAAGAACAAAUGAUAGGAGGUGGUGGUGUGAUAGAGGAAAUAGAGUAUUACAGUGAUUGGAGACUGAGCAUGCAUUUGAAAAUAAGAUCUAGAGCAGGGGUGGGCAACCUGCGUCUCUCCAGAUGUUUUGGACUACAUCUCCCUUGAUGCUUUGGUAGCAUUAUGGCCCUAAGAGCAUUAUGGGAGAUGUAGUAAAAAAAACAUCUGGAGGGCUGCAGAUUGCCCACCUCUGAUCUAGAGUAUUGCCAGCUACAUGUGUGGGAGAAUUGGCCCAUUGCGAUAGGCCAAAGGAGGAGGUGAUUGAAAUAAGUUUUGAGGCUACCGAUGACAAGGGUGGGUUUAUGGGAAUGUUGAAAUUCUCAAGAAUUAGGGAUGGCAUAUUGCUUGUAAGGAAGCCAGGCACCAAAAUGGUCAGGGAAGAGACAAAGAAAACCGGGGGGCCGAUAAAUAACUGCAAUGUUUGCAGAUAUGGGUUUGAAUAAGCGAAUUCAGUGAAUUUCAAAGGAGGAGAAGGGAAGGGGAUGGGGGGUGGUUAGAGGCUUAAAGGAGCAGUGGGGUGAAAGCAGAAACCCUAGAUCACCACCUUUACUGUCAGACUGUCUUGGUUGUGUGUAAACUGAAGACCACCGUAGUAUAUUGAGGCAAGGUUAGCCAUGUCAGAAGGAGAGAGCCAUUUAUCAGUUAAAGCGGGUACGUUAAGGGAGCGUGAGAUGAUGAAGUCAUGGAUGGAAGUAGAUUUAGUUAUGUUGGACAGAGAGCGUGCAUUCCAGAGGGCAUAGUGGAAGGAGGGUUUCAAGGGAGAGUUACAUGGGAUGGAUAUAAAAUUGGAGAGGUUUCUAGGGAGGACACAAGGUAGGUAGGUAGAGGCGGGACCAAGGUUUGGAGAGACAUCGCCAGCUGCCAGGAUCAGAAGCAUAGAAAGUAAGAGAAUGUGGGAGUAGGAUUUAAAUGUUAUGGUAAUUAUAUUAUGGUUAUAUAUUAUAAAUUAUUUAAAUUGAUGGUUUAAUUCCUUUCUCUUAUCUCUAAUUGUUUUUGUUUUUUCCCCUUUCUUGAUUAUUUCCCCCAUUUUAAGUGCCAUACUACUUGUUGCUAAAAUAAGUCCCCAUUCUCGUGAUUAGUAAACCUACUUUGCACUAUAUCCAGUAAUGGAUCAGAAAGAGUGUGUCUGUCGGCUUACAGGGACACUAUAGUCACCAAAACUGCUUUAUUAAGCUAAUGUCCAUGCAGUGUCACUGCUCAAUUCUCUCCCAUUUAGGAUUUAAAGGACCACUAUAGGCACCCAGACCACUUAAGCUUAAUGAAGUGGUCUGGGUGCCAGGUCCAUCUAGGUUUAACCUUGCCUGCUGUAAACAUAGCAGUUUCAGAGAAACUGCUAUGUCUACUCUAGGGUUAAUCUAGCCUCUAGUGGCUGUCUCAUUGACAGCCGCUAAAGAUGCUUCCGCGCUUCUCACUGUGAAAAUCCAUAGGAAAGCAUUGAGAAUGGACUGACUGAAUGCGCGGCUCUUGGGAACCCGGCGCUGGACAAAGGUAAGCCUUUAACCCCCUUCCUCCCCCUAGAGGCCGGCGGGUGGGGGGGACCUAUUAAUACUAUAGUGCCAGGAAAAUGAGUUUGUUUUCCUGGCACUAUAGUGGUCCUUUAAAUCACUAUUGUUUCUGUUUAUGCAGCCCUAGCCACUACUCCCCUGGCUGUGACUCACACAGCCUACAUUAAAAAAAAAUUCAAAAAAAAAUAAAUUCAAUCAGAUGGGAGAUUCCUUUAGAAGUUUAUAUCUCCUGCUCUGUAAAUGUAACUUUAAUUACAUACAAUAAGAUCCUGCAAGGUCUAGAAUGCUAUUAACAGAGCAUGACAUAAGACAAUCUACAUUAAAUAGAAUGUGUAAUAAAGGAAGAUUAAAAAUUAGAUGACUCUUUACAAGAAGUGCUUAGGAAUUCAGUUUGUCACAUUCAGGUAGGUGUGGCUUGGGCUGUAUAAACAAAGUGACUUAACUCAUAAAAGGCAGAGAAUUGAGCUGCAAGACUGCAGGAGCAUGCCCUAUACACUCUUGUUUUGGUGACUAUAGUGUCCCUUUAAUGGAUGGCAAGCAUUUUUGUUCAAAAUUGAAUAGAAAAAUAUGAUAAAGAAAUAAGGAUUGCAGAAGUAAAGAAAUUAGCGGACUUGCUUGUAUGCUGCUGCUUCUACUACAAUAGUAGUUCUUUAAAGAUUAUUGUAGAUGGCAAUGUACCUUUAGCAAACCUUAUCACUGAUCUUUAUCUGUGGAUACAGAGAUUUCACCUGACAUUGAAGAAACCCAAUUGUUAUGAUUCAGAGGAAAUAAUUAUACAUUUUCAUAUUAAACAUUGUUUAAAGUGUUAUCGUGUACGUUCUUAUGUUUUUUUUUUUUUUAUUCUGUGUAAAUAGCAUCUUGCAAUGGGCUGUUUACAUUUGUUAGAAAUAUUUAAUUACCUACCUGUUGUCUCCAACAGGUAGAGAGGACCAUGGUAGACUUCUAACCUAAGAUUUAUCCCUUCCACACACCAGUUUCACUAAUAAACAUUACAUGUGGCCAUUAGUGAUGUGGACACUACUUGUAGCUGAACCAGGAUUUGAAAAUCCAUUUAUAUUUGCGGGUUGAUCUAAGUGGUGUCUUCCAAGUCCAAAAAUGAGGCUAAAUAUGAACUUAGAAAUACAUCUUUUAUAAUUUUACAAGCCAAUUACAUAUGUAUAGCAGUGUUAUAAGAUGCAGAAGUUACAGAGUGGAGUCUUGUGAGUCAAAAAAGCUCUAUGGAAUUUACACAAUUUAGACGAAAUUAAAAAUGUCUCCAACUCUUAAUGUAUAUCAAAAUAACCAGGUUAUCUAUAGAAACUGACCUCUCCUGCCUGCUGGGUGCACAGGCUAUCUUUAUAUUGUGGGAUGCAAAAAGAUUAACACAGAAAAUAACUUGGCAGCCAAGAACAUAAAAAAAAAUAUAUAUAUAUAUAUUUAUUCUUAUUCCACAGAACCCAACCACUUCUGAAGAGCAGAGUGCAAAAGAGAAUGGAUCCACUUGUUGAUAAAACGACUGACUUCCUGAUGGAGAAGUAACCUUGUUAAAUAAUGUAAUGCAAAUCACUAUGCCAGCAAGGUGGGAGGAGCAGUGUGGAAUUUUUAUUUUGGUUUUGUUUAAAAUAACAAAAAUUAUUUAAUAGGGAAGAUGUAUAAAGUUUUAUGGAUGCGUGAUUUAAUUUGUAGUGACUGCUUGUAAUUCAUAGCUCUAUGCAGAGUAAACAUUUUGCAAUGCAAAAUGGUUUAGAAUCAAUGUUAACAAAUCUGAACAUUUAUAUUGUAGUAAUAAUCUGCAUGUGUGUAGAUACCUUCAUAUAUGUACAUGUCUGAAAAAUAUAAUAUUUUGCCACCUGUUUAUUUUGUUUGUCUCUUAAGUUUGAAAAAGCAUGCAAUCCAUUUUAAGGGUGAAGUCCACCUUUUCACUUUUUUUGUUUAAUUGUUUCAUUAUUAUAAAGAAACAGUCGUGUAUAAUUUUGUAAUGUCUGUAGUUUCUAUAAUGAGUUUUCUACAGGUGCAAAACAGCUCCUUAAGAGAUUUAUUAAAGGGUUCUGAUCUAAAAAGUGAACUAAAAUUGGGGCAAACACUAUAGAAAAUUCAUGGAACCUGCCAGCACAUCGGAUUAUCAUCGCCCAACGUUUUAGAACAGAACACUUUAGUAAAUAUCUCCCCCCUUGUCUCCGUCCCUAUACUGGAAGAGCAAUGUGUUACAAUUCAUCUCAAUCUAUUUCCUUUUCUGUUUGAACAUCCUGUGGCUAGUUAAGACGGUAACUUAGAAUUUGUGCUCUUACAAAAGCAAGAUGCCCUUUUAAUUAACACCAAAAUGUAUAUGAAAAACCUGCCCGGAAUAACAUGCUGUCAGAUAUACAUGAAAUUGAAUCUACAAUAUGUUUCUUUAAAAAAAAGUUACAUAUAGAUGUGUAACUGAGCAUGUUCCCCCUGUAUGCCCAAACAAAAGCCCACCCAUUACAUUGAUAUCUAUAAUGUAAUAAAACCAUUGGUUCACUGAGAGGUUAAUGGAUUUAGAAAAAUUACGCAAAGUCUGUUAACAUAGGGAAGCAGGAUGGUCAUAUUUUAAAUGGGGAGGGGGGGGAAUUGACGUUUAAAAUAUUGAGAUGGACAUACCAAUAUACACUGGGGCAAACUGCUGUAUACACAAACUCAAGCGAGUUUACGACACAUUAUCCCUACUGUAAAGCCACAAGCCUUCAGACAAGUUAUACUUGUGUAGGUUAGCUGUUUGUUCAGUGUUUUUAUUAUUGUAAAUGUUUUGCCAGUAUGGGGAUGAUGAAAAGGGAGGGUUUGGGGGCACUAAUUCCCACUCCCAACAGUUAUUUACAAUUUAUUAAAGUUCUUUUUGUUUUGCUGCUGUUGUCUGAUGAUCAUCAAGAGGAAAACACUUUAAAAUAAAACCUGUAAAAUAACAUAUGAACCGGGGAAAAAAAUGCUAAAUUAAACAUUUUAUAAAGAGAUUGUAUUUUAUAAUUGGGGAGGUGAGCCUUCCCUUUCUUUCAAAAUGUGCUGUGUCUGUACCAAGCAAUAAACGUGCAAACAAAAGGUUUUACCAACUUAUCUCAUGCUAAUCAAAUCAGUCACACAUUUGUUUCCUUUCAUCAAAUCAACAGUAUUCACAAUGCACUGUGUAAAAAGGCCAGUAGACAUUAAGGCAAUACCAUGCUACAAUUGUAAUUUAAAUUUUCUUUCCUUAAAUUAAAAUGUAAAAAAAAAGUCCUUAUUUGUGUGUUUGAAUCACAUUCAUUUUACAGGUUCCUGGGUUUUCCUGCCCCCCUACUGAAAAUUUGUGAAGUCACUUACAGCUUGUGGCCAUUGUGUCUGAUAUCCAGGUCUCAAGUGAAAGAGCCAUGAACAUGGGUUCCAUGGCUGUUAAUGUUGCCAGCUGUAAAUCACAACAUCGUUAUUCG
Molecule: messenger RNA, 61892 nt
Organism: Pelobates cultripes (western spadefoot toad)
Lineage: Eukaryota; Metazoa; Chordata; Amphibia; Anura; Pelobatidae
Source: the annotation of a GenBank genome assembly